This is a messenger RNA of Pelobates cultripes (western spadefoot toad), 79289 nucleotides long. Lineage: Eukaryota; Metazoa; Chordata; Amphibia; Anura; Pelobatidae. The record is from the annotation of a GenBank genome assembly.
CUUUCACCUGCACCCAGCCCUAGCUGUAUGCAAAGGGUGGAGAGUGACAGAGCCUUGAAACUGGUCCAACCAGUAGUAAGCACCGGCUAAUUACAGGUAUGAGGUGUCGCCUUCCAGUCUGUUUAGCAGAUCACACCAGGAAGAUGGAGAGAGUCUAACACCGGACUCUGGCAAUCCAUAGGAGGAGGGACUGCAUAAAUGAAUCAGCAAGGGGCACACUAGCCUGGGGGUGCCAGCUUCAUGGUGCCACUUGUGAAGGUAAGUACCCUUUAUGUUCUGUGUGAUACUGUGUGUCCAUGGAACAAUGAGUGCGUAUUGCUAUGAUUCUAGAAGUGACUUGUUCUGUUUUUGGAAUGCUGUGCACUAGCAGUCCGUGCUGCAUGAAGCAGUCUGGUGCUAUCAUGUAUUAAUAUUCAUUGGAUAGUGCUCUGCAUUUGAGAUGGUCGCUGCUUGUGUAGCAUUGCCCCCUCCUCCCCCCAAUGGGUCGUCGUAUGUACUGUCACUUGCAGAAGGAAGUAGUGACAACGCUAUAAAUAUUAUUAAUAUUUUAUGAAUAGCCGCCUAUUAUGCUAUUCAAGUCUGAUGCACCACCCCUGCUGGGACUUCCGCAAACGUAAAAUGGACAGAAAGCAAAGGUGCAACAAGCAGGGACAGAGCUGUCACUGAGAGUCACUAGAUCACUGGGGGAAUGGAUGCCAGAUAUGGCUGAGAGAAGGGGGCAUAGCCGGGAGACACAGACGAUAUUAUAAAGGGCACUGGGCUAUGACUUGCCAGCAUGAUUGUUUGUAUACCGUGGUACAUUGUUAUGAGGGAACACAAUACACUAUCAACAGUUGGCUGUCUGUGCUCUCCAUGGAUUUCCCUGAACUUAAAUAUACAAUAACUGAAUUCCAAACACAAUUUACACUCAAUGUACUGACAUUUUCAGGAAGCUUUGUAUGCAAUGCCCAUUGUAAAAAAUAAGUUUUUGAUCUUUUAUGAUGUUUUUAUGAUGAUUUUAAACAUUGACUGGUAUGGCAGGGUAAAUAGUAAAAAUAAAAUUAAAAGGAAAAAUAAACCACUGUUGACUGGGAGAUCAAAUUGGAUAUUUUGAGAAAAUUUAAGUUCUCUUUGUAGUUAAUCUGCCAUGUUUGCCUUUACUUACUGUUUACUGCUACACACAGGGUUAUUCACUAAAUAGUGAAAUGGUUGGAAUUCAGAGCGAAUUUCUUAUUUUUAAACAAAGUUGGAAAUAUUUUAGUAAGUUAUGUUUUCAGCUUGUCUGUUUUGGCAUGAAACAAAAAAAUAAAGCACUUUCAAUUCACACUUCACAGAGUUAUUCACUAAACUCUGAAAUAUAGCAAACUGAAAUCCAGGCAGUUGCUAUAGUUGAUUUUUUUUUCCAUCUGAAUUGUUACCUACAUUUGCCAUUCAGAAUAAAUACAAUGCUUAAGUUAUUCUCAGUUGUGAUUCAUAUGGCUUUAUUUCCUGAGACAUACUGCUAAAGCAAUUAUUUACAGCUUUUUAUAGUAGCCAAUCAUUGGCUUCAAUUAUUCAUAACGUUGAAACUAUUUACCUUAAUCAUAGUCUUUCAUGUAAUUUUUACACAUAUCUACAAGUAUUGUUGUUGUGUGAUUAAUUGGUUUGCAAAUGUACAACUGGAGGACUCCUCACUGAAAGGGUUCAUGCAUCUGGGUCUUUGCCCAACUGAGAACAAGAUGCCCUGCGGUUUUAGUGGUCCAUAUACUACUAUGGACUGGACAGUUGUGGACUAGGGGUGGUAGUGCAAGUAGGCCCAAGGUGAGUUCUUUUUGUAAAAAAAAAUUGUAAAAAUUUGGCCCCUUGGGUGUUUUUCAACUGCAUUUCUUGUGGUGCUAAACCAGGUUUACAGCUAGCUUUUGAGCAUGAUGGUAAAUGCAGGUGGCAAACAUUUGGGUUCCAAGGAUACCACUGAGUACCACUACCUUAAGACUUUUCCAAAAAUAAAGGAGUAGCCCACUGCUAUGGAUGAACCCAUUAUCUCCCACUAACUGUUCAAGGCUCUGUAGUAAGUUGCUCCUGCUAUGUCCCAAAUGAGUGACACAGUAAACAUUUUGAGCUCCCAGAGAAGAGUAACAUCAGGGUAAAUAAGAAGCAUGUGAAGAUUUGGGUCCCAAAUCUUGUGCCAUCCAAAGUAGGGACACUUGGGGGUAUACAGAGUAUUGUCAGUGCCAUUUUACAGCACAUAAAACAUACACAACAUGGUAUUUUGGUGUUAAAGAUGUGCUUCCUAUCUUGGGGACAUAAUUCUUGGAUUUACCACUCUAUUUUCAGUCAUUUACUCUCCACAAGGGCUUCUUUGUUUUUGAGAGGAGGUCUGUUAGGCAACAGGGAAACAGACUGUUUUUGAAUUCAAUUUUAUCAGCAGAGUUGGUAACGAAGGGAAUUAAUUAAUUAGUCAUUUGGAUGAAAUAAUGUCUUCAGCAUUCCAGUGGAACAGUUUUUUUUAUGUGUUGGAUGUUGUUAGAUAAUUGUCUGAAGGCCAAGCAGAAUCGCACUCCAGGCUAAAACAUUCUGGGAUAAUAAAAGAUGCUCACCAAUCUAUUUUUUUAUUUGUGCCAUAUAUUUCAUCAUCAGUACCCUGCUCCCUCCUAUCAAAAAUGUUUACAUACUGUAUUUAUAUAUAAACCCACAUUGUAAAUAUAUGCAGGGUUAAAGAUAGUGCUAUGGUAAAGGAGUUUAAGGUAAGAUUAAAGGGAGGUUUAACCAUAACCAAGUGAAAAACUGGCGCGUUUAUUUAAUCAGAAUGAAUAAUACUAAUUACCGAUAUGUGAUCAUAUUUAUCUGACACAACGAAAGGAGUAAGCUCCAAAUUAGGAAAAGAAAGAAAAAUAAUAAUAGUCUGUAUCGUUUAAAAAUGUACUCACGAUUAAAAGUGCAAAAAUGAGUACAACAAUGCUUAUAUAAAGUGCAAGGUAUAUAUCCACUAAACUGCGAUUACCAUUUAUAAAUUUACCAAAUGAUUACCAAAUUUAAAAAAUGUGUAUAUCAACUAAUUAGUGAUGAUCAAUAUAUUUGACUCAAAAUUACAAGGAAAUGAAUCUUCUAUCUUCUGUCUGUACUCCCACCUCUGAUGCUCGCCUUCCUGUGGAACUCGCUUCCCUCCUCCGUUAGAUGCUCACCCAGUCUCCACUUCUUCAAAAAAUCGUUAAAAACCCACUUCUUCAUAAAAGCGUAUCAAUUAAACUGUUAAUAGCUCCUGACUGAUUCCUCUUCUGCAACUGUCACUAGUCUAAUACUAUCCUUACCUUUUUGUGUCAUUUUACCCCACUCCCUCUAGCAUGUAAGCUCAUUGAGCAGGGCCCUCAACCCCUCUAUUUCUGUGUGUCCAACUUGUCUGGUUACAACUACAUGUCUGUUCGUCCACCCAUUGUAAAGCACUGCGGAAUUUGACGGCGCUCUAUAAAUAUCAUCAUAAUAAUAAUAAUAAUUGAACAGUUCAGCAAUAGUUAUCUAAAGUGCAAGGCAUAUAUCCGCUAAGUAGGGGAAAAAAAAUUAUACAAGGUUUUAAUGACAUAACAACUCUGUGCAAAAAUCACCCUUUAACGCGUUAUGUAUAUUUGUGCAUACAUUUUUCCAAACACACAAAUGGUGAGAAAAAAUAUAUACAUUUCUAGUAUUAUCAGUUGAAAUUUUAAGGCCAUAGCUGAUUUGAAUGUUUCAAUUUCAACUACCUUUAUCUUAAAUUUGAAAUUUACCUAGAAUUAACUUUGAAUUCUCACUUGAGUGAAUAACUUAGUCUGCUUUUCAACUCUAUAAAUCCUUGACAUAUACAUGCUAUGUUGUUGGCAAAGCCCAGCCAAGAACUGAUUCACAGGUGAAGGAAUCACCAUUUAUUUAGAUACUUAAAAAAUGUACGGUAUGCAUCUUUUUGAUGAAUGUGGGGCUAAUGAUUGGCUUACAUUGUCAGCUGACCACUGUAGCCAAUCAGCAGUAGCUGCUUGGGAAAGCAUUGAAUUGACUGACAUCAUCAAGAUUGAUGGUGACACAGCCAGCCCCUGCAAGACCUGUGAGAUGAGGGGAAAAAGUGAGUGAAAUCAGAGAGAGGGGGGCUGGGGACCUAAUUGUGAAUUCCAGCACUUUAGGGUAUGGAAUACAUGCUUGUUUUGUUUAUUCACAAUAUAAGAGUGUUCCAAUAUGUCAGGUAUAUAGGGGUAAAAAAUUACAUUGUUUGAUAGAUUUGGUACGUAUAAAGUUUAUUUGCAAUGUUUUGGUACCAUUUACGAUAGGACAUUUAUAUCUAAAUCAACAGCAAACUACCUGCCUGAUCUAUGUACCUUCAACCUGUUGAAACUAUGCAAAUGAUAAUGCUAUUGCUUUUUAAAAAUGAGAUUAGUAUAAUCACUGAACUUUUGUAAGAUCUCAAAGAUAAUACAACCAGUUCUGGCAGAUAAAUGAUGUUAUAAUAGUGUUUCAUAUCCUAAGGGAUCCCGUUUUGAACUUACUUACGAUUAUGAAGUAAUUAGCGUAAUUUAAAAUUGCCCAAAGUUAAACAUGGAUUGCCAAGGUGCUCCCUAUGUUUCCUCUAAGUCUUUGAGAAGGAUUUGUAGGUAGUUGCCCUUCAAAAUACUGUAUAUUGCAAUUAAUUAUCUGCAUGAUUUUCAGGGUUAAAGGAAUACUCUAAGCACCUUAGAGCAGGGGCUUACCUAGAGCAUUUGGCACCCGGGGCGGAUCCUGUGCUUGGCACACCCCACCCCACCCCCCCCCCCAAAAAAAAAACCUGUAAAAAAUGUUAAAGGUUUUCUUUAAUUAAUCCACACUCCUUAGCCCCUUAAGGACACAACUUCUGGAAUAAAAGGGAAUCAUGACGGAAUAUUUCCGUCAUGUGUCCUUAAGGGGUUAAUUAAACCAUACCCCUUAAUUAAUCCAUACCCCUUAAUUAAUCCACGCUAAUUCAUCCACCCCCCUUAAUUGAUACACGCCCUUAAUUAAUCCACACUUAUUAAUCCACCCCCUUAAUUAAUCCACUCCCCCAUAAUUAAUCCACUCCCCCAUAAUUAAUCCACACUAAUUAAUCCACCCCCUUAAUUAAUACACCCCCAUAAUUAAUACACCCCCCAUAAUUAAUCCACUCCGCCUUAAUUAAUCCACCCCCCCAUAAUUAAUCCACCUUUGCUGUAGCGUGGCCGAGCCCUGUAUAGUCGGCGGGUACAGGGAGCAUUUGUUUCCUGUACCCGGCCGGACUAACAGGAAGUGCACACACUGUGUUCACUUCAUGUUAGUCCGGCCGGGUACAGGAGACAGAUGCUCCUUGUACCCGCCGACUAUACAGGGCUCGGCCACGCUACUACAGAGGGAGUGACAGGAGGGAGCGCUUCCCUCCUGUCAGCCUCUCCUCAGGCUGCGCCCGGGUGGUGCGGUCCGCCCUCAUGGACGCACCGCCCGGGCAAAGCUGCAGCCGCCUGAGGCUCUCUAUAGAGCGCUCGGGCGGCUGCAGCAUGGGGGGGAGGGCGGCGGGACUGGUCAUGGCACCCCCCACCCUGGGCACUUUGUGGCGUUUCUCACCCCCCUUUCUCUUUCUCACCCCCCCUUUCUCUUUCUCACCCCCCCCUUUCUCUUUUCUCACCCCCCCUCCUUUCUCUUUCUCACCCCUCCUUUCUCUCACCCCUCCUUUCUCUCUCACCCCCCCCUCUUUCUCUCUCACCCCCCUUUCUCUUUCCUCACCCCCCCUCCUUUCUCUUUCUCACCCCCCUCCUUUCUCUUUCUGCCCCCCCCUCCUUUCUCUUUCUCACCCCCCUCCUUUCUCUUUCUCACUUACCCUCCUUUCUCUUUUUCUCACCCCUCUUUCUCACCCCUUUCUCUCUCACCCCCCUCAGCUUUCCUCUCCCCCUUUCUCACCCCCUUUCUCUUUCUCACCCCCUCCUUUCUCUUUCUCACCCCCCACUUUCUCUUUCUCACCCCCCUUUCUCUUUCUCACCCCCCCCUCCUUUCUCUCCCCCUUUUACCACUCCCUCCUUUCUCUCUCCACCCCCUCAUUUUCUCUUUCUCACCCCCCUCCUCUCUCCACCCCCUUCUCCUCUUUCUCAUCCCCCUCCCCCCUACCUUUGCUGUAGCGUGGCCGAGCCCUGUAUAGUCGGCGGGUGUUCACUUCCUGUUAGUCCGGCCGGGUACAGGAGACAGAUGCUCCUUGUACCCGCCGACUAUACAGGGCUCGGCCACGCUACUACAGAGGGAGUGACAGGAGGGAGCGCUUCCCUCCUGUCAGCCUCUCCUCAGGCUGCGCCCGGGCGGUGCGGUCCGCCCUCAUGGACGCACCGCCCGGGCAAAGCUGCAGCCGCCUGAGGCUCUCUAUAGAACGCUCGGGCGGCUGCAGCAUGGGGGGGCCGCCCCCUCCGCCCCCCCCUUAGUACGCCACUGCCUUAGAGUACCAGUGCAGCCCUCUGUAGUGUUUGUGGUCCCUGUUGUUGUCCAAGAUAAUACGUCAAGAUAGCUUUAGUAAAUUUUGACAACCUGGCACUCAUGGCGCCUAUGCAUUUAGUCUUCUCCAGCACUGUGAAAAGAAGUAGGGCCAUGCAGUGGCGUACUAAGGGGGGGGCGGAGGAGGCGGUCCGCCACCGGGUGCCACCAGGGUGGGGGGUGCCAUGACCAGCCCCACCGCCCCCCCCCUCCCCCCAUGCUGCAGCCGCCCAAGCGCUCUAUAGAGAGCCUCAGGCGGCUGCAGCUUUGCCCGGGCGGUGCGUCCAUGAGGAGAAAGGGGGGGUGAGAGAGGGGAGUGAGAAAAGAAGAAAUGAGGGUGAGAAGGGGGUGAAAAGAUGAAAGAAGGGGGUGAAAAAGAAGUGAAAGGAAAGGGGUAUCUAAUCCCUUAAGGGGGUGUAUUAUGAGAGGGUGCCAUAUUAUUAUGGGGGUGUAGUAUUAAUUAUGGGGGUGUAUUAAUUAUGGGGAGUAUUAAUUAUAGGGGUGGUGUAUUAAUUAUUGGGGGUGUAUUAAUUAUAGGGGUGGAUUAAUUAAGGCGGAGUGGAUUAAUUAUAGGGGUGGAUUAAUUAUGGGGUGGAUUAAUUAAGGUGGGUGGAUUAAUUGGGGGUGGAUUAAUUAUGGGGGUGUAUUAAUUAAGUGGGGUGUAUUAAUUAAUUAAUGGGGGUGGAUUAAUUAGAUGGAUUAAUUAUGGGGGAGUGGAUUAAUUAAGGGGGUGGAUUAAUUAGUGUGGAUUAAUUAAGGGUGUGUGUAUCAAUUAAGGGGGUGGAUUAAUUAAGGGUGUGUGGAUGAAUUAGUGUGGAUUAAUUAAGGGGUAUGGAUUAAUUAAGGGGUAUGGUUUAAUUAAGGAGUGUGGAUUAAUUAAAGAAAACCUUUAACAUUUUUUACAGGUUUUUUUUUUUUUUUUUGGGUGGGGGGGGGGGUGGGACGCACAGGAUCCGCCCCGGGUGCCAAAUGCUCUAGGUACGCCCCUGGGGCCAUGCAGGACUGUGGCUUCUGCAUAGGAGGAAUAGAAAGCAAAGUGGCUGCAUGCACCUAGCAGGACCCAGGUAAGUUGUGCUUGGAGAAAUAAUAUCCCCUCCUACCCACAUUACGGGAACACGACAGUGAUAGAAAGACAAAUGUGUAUUCAAGUCACUAUAGCGUUAAAUAAGGUAAUAAGCUUACCUUUUUUUCAGCGACGCAUGGGUCGGCUGGCUUUGUUCCCAUGGAUUUGAUCUUUAAAAUUGACUAUCUCAGCCAAUCCAGUGCUUUCCCAUAGGAAAGCAAUUAGGAGGAUAUUGGGACAAAUCAGCAUCGCAUAGAGGCAUUGUUUACAUUAAAAUACCUGAAGGAACUGAAAUACAAAGGGAUCUGUGCUGAAAGUGCGCUUUAAGAUAUAAGUAUAAUGUACAAAUAUAGCAGCUACCACACCAUGUGAGUAUCACCUUGACGUCACACACAAAUAUAAAGUGUACAAAAGAUAAACUAAGUGGUUUUUAACAUUACCACGAGUGCUUAUAGUGGAGCACUAAAAAAAAUAAGCACUUACCCUUAUCCAAUAAGGGGUUUGUAGUGCAGCAAAUUACUAGACAUAAAUAAACAAUAUAUAGUGUAGUAUUUUAGUUAAAACCCAGUGUGUAAAAGAAAUAGAUUACACAUUCACAUGGGAUAGAGCCAGAUAGGGACAGAGCCAAAUCGCAUAAGCAUAUGUUUUCUCUGGGGACACUGAUCCUCUUUUUUUCUUUUCAGUAGUGCUCAGAAAGGAGUCAAAAGCAAUGGAAGCAACAGCUUCUAGUGAAGAACUGUGUGGCAGGGUGUAAUUUCUAAGUGCAAAGUAUACACCCUGCUCACCUUGUUCAGAGGCCUUAUAUCCUGGCUCUGGAUGUUACAGCAAGCGUAUCUUUAUUGGGAGACACUUCCCAUCUUUUGGUAGUGGAAGCAGAUAUGGAGUUGGAAUACACCAGGCCUUAGUGCAAAUAGCAAUUAACAUUUAUUAAAACUAUUAAAAUCACAAAAAUAAAAUAUUCACAGAACCCUUCGGUGCUCCAAACUGUCCAAAAUGCGUUUCACCAUGUCCUGUGGCUUUCUCAAUCGGUAUCUGAUGGCUUCCUUGUUAGCUAUUUAAAUCUUCCAUGUCCGUUCUGAUCGGUUAACUUACUCGUAACCCAAACAACCGCGCGCGUCCAUUCGCAAAGGUGUGUCCUCUCCAUUUGUAAUUAAUUCUCAUCUUGAUGGAGAGAUGAUGUGGCUCGCAUUCCUCCUGCGCUAGUUCCUUUGAGUCCAGGACCUCCAUCUUACCGGUAAGAUGGAGGUCCUGGACUCAAAGGUAACAGCUUCGUGAUCCAAAGAGAGAUACGACUGCCAUUCUAAAAUUGGAAAGAGCCUCAAACUGGGUUUUGAUGCCCUCUUUUGGAUCAACAGCAACAACAAAUGUGAAAAAGGCUGAACUUGAUGAUGCAACACUUUUUUCAGUUUACAUAACUAUGUAAGUCUAUGUAGUUGAUAUUUUGAACAAUUUUGAAUAGAAGUAGCAAAGGCUAUCACAGCAGGUGAAAGGUCCAACACAUCUGGCUUGAGCAGUAUGCUCUCAGUCGUCUUCUUUCAUCAUGCGUCAUUCUAAGGGUACGCACUUUAAUGCGUCAUUUUUGCGUGGUGGUAUUUCUGCUGAGCCAAAAUGAUGGAAGCCAAUGACACUACCAUUGCCUAUAUAAAGCAGCACCUUUCACUCCUAUGCACCUUUUCACAAGUCUAGUAGCCCAUAGGGUGACACUUGAAUUAUCUUGGUUCUGAUCUGGCUAGACUUUCACUAUUCCAAUUUCCUGAUUCCUCAACAUGGCUUUUCUAUCUAUUGUGUAUUAAGUCUAGUGCUCCGAUGUUGAUGUUGGUUUUGACAUUGCUCGCUUGUAUUAUUGCCCUAUCUUUGUUUCUUUUUCAUCUUUUCAAACUAGGUUCUAAUCCAUACUUCACAAGUUGAGGUGAUAUUCCAAACACACAGGAAAUCAAUAUAACAUUGCUCAAAAUGUGAAUCAGUUAUCUUCAGAACUCAUAAGCAAAAUCAGUGUGACAUAUUGUAAUGGGUAGACUAAUAUUUCUUAUCUUGAUAUUAUCUGUGUUUUUAUUAGUCUUAAACAAGGAAGUAUCACUGAUAAAUUGAAGUGGUUUUCAGUAAGAGGUUUCUUUUUAGAAAAGUACUGCUGAAGUUUCAUAAUAGAGAAGUAGUGUAAUUAGGUACUUCCCUUUAUUUUUAUUCAUUUUUUAUCUUUCCUGUGUUGUCAGUGGCAAACAACUUUUUGUGUGUUCAAAGUACAUCAUGAUCAUUCACAGCUGUUAAUAGCAUAUGAGGUCAUUUGAGAAUCAUGAAAAAGCCUUAUAGGACCACUCUAGGCACCCAGACCACUUCAGCUUAAUGAAGUGGUCUGGGUGCCAGGUCCCUCUAGGAUUAACCCUUUUGUUUAUAAACAUAGCAGUUUCAGAGAAACUGCUAUGUUUAUAAAUGGGUAAAUCCAGCCUCUAAAGCCUCUGGUGGCUGUCUCAUUGACAGCCGCUAGAGGCGUUUGCGUGCUUCUCACUGUGAAAAUCACAGUGAGAAGACGCCAGAGUCCAUAGGAAAGCAUUAUGAAUGCUUUCCUAUGAGACUGGCUGAAUGCGCGCGCAGCUACUGCCGUGUAUGCGCAUUCAGCCGAAGAGGAUUGGAGGCGGAGAGGAGGAGGAGAGCUCCCCACCCGGUGCUGGAAAAAAGGUAAGUUUAACCCCUUUCCUUGCCAUGCAGCCCGGCGGGAGUGGGACCCUGAGAGUGGGGGAACACUCAGGGCACUAUAGUGCCAGGAAAACGAGUAUGUUUUCCUGGCACUAUAUUUGUCCUUUAGGUGGCUAAAAUUGGAAAUAACUUUGAAUCUAUGUAUUUGUGUAACCUAUGUAAUGUAGAUAGGAAGAUGGAAAAAUAUGGGAAAGGCUGUUUUUGGAGCUGAAAUGUUGUUAGAACCUGCCCAACAAUCUGUCUUGGACCUCACACAAGUGCCCCGUCCAACUUUUUAGCCCUGUUGUUAGAGCCAACAUAUAUAUAAUCUAAUUUAGCUGUUCUAAAUUAAGUAUUAUCCUCUGUCCAAGGUGUGUUCUAGUAGUACCCGCGAUGUGCAAAGUUCCUUAUUACUUUAUUUUAUUUGUCAUAUUAGGGUUGUCAUGGAGACUAAUCCUAGCGUGAUUACGUGAACGCUCACGGGUCCAUUAAUAUUUAUGCCCGAUGCUGCUAGUAGGGAAUUAUAAAUGCACAUGCGCAAUACAUGGUCUGUCUUGACAGCUGAAGGCGUCGCUAUGGUUACAUUAAACAUAGCAUUAUCACCCAAACGCCCAUUUCUCAUACGUAGUUUACGCCCGGUAACGCGGGCGGAGCUAGGUACACACAUGCGCAGUACACGCACAAGGACGCCGGUUUAAUCCUUAAUAUUAUCUUAUAUAUUUUUGUUUUUCACACUAUGUAUGUUACUCUGAUCCUGAUGAAAGUCCCAUUCAGGGACUGAAGCGUUGAUCAUAUGGGAACUUUUUCUUCAUGUAAAUAAAGCAGUCGUUUUUUGAACGCAAACCCUGAGUGCAGACCCAAUCUAUUUUUGUAUGUUUUUCGUUGUCCUCUGGGACUGGCACCCGGUACUUUUUAUAUAUAUAUACUUGGUUCAGCCUGAGUGCAAGGACACACUCCCUCGCUCUCUUAUAUAUAUUAUGCCAUUCCCAUAUAUGGGUGUGGAAGUGUUUAAAAUAUUUUAAUUACUUACUUUGCUUCAGCUUUACUUAUUCUGUGUAUUUGUAUGUAUAGGUGGAUAUACAGUGGAUGUACUGUAUGAGGAUGAAUAUAUAUGAAUGGAUUUAUGGUUAACUGAACUGAGAAACCACUAUUCUCCUGCAUGAUAACAACUGGACCUUUGUGAAUAUAUUUUUUCAAUGUGGUGUUUUUUCAUAAUUCAUAAAUGGGUGUUCCGUACUCUUCGCAAACCCUUGCUAAUACAACAUACAGACUGCUUCUGUAUUUUAUACCUUCACAGUCACGUAUGGUACACAGAACUGUGAAAUACUGUGUUGAGAAAUUUAAAAGUUUGUUAUAUCUUUUUCUACCACUAUAUCUGUCAUAACUGUAAUGGAAUGCAUGGAAAAGUUCAAAUCUACUCUAAAAUUUAAAUUUUUUUGUAGCAUGCCUUGGUGUAAAAUGUGUUUUCAUGUUUAAAAUUAUAUUUAUGAAUUGCUUAUUUAAUAGUGAGUUGUGUUAAAUUAAUAAAGAAAAAGGGGAAAACACAUGUCAAGGUAAAAAUGAAUAAAGAAGUAUAUUAACAACCUGGAAGAAUUACUAUAGAUAAUUCCACUUAAAAUAUGAUGGAAUAAAGUUCUUCAGCAAGGAAUGCUCUUAGAAAAUGGCCACAAUAGUGAAGUAAAAUCAAAACAUAUAUGAAUUUAUUGUAUUGCACUUGCAAGCGCAAAAAAUAUAUAUGUUACCACCAAUGGGGGCACUCCAGCAGGACGCAGAUCUCAGAAGUGAAGACCAGGCCAGGGCCGGCAGAAAUAGUAUCAGUGACAGAAUCAAAUAUAAACAUUAAAAUGGUAAAAUAAAAGUCUGUUAAGUCCAACUUUGUCUUCACUAUUGUUGCCAUUUUCUCUUUUUGUUCCUUGCAGACGAUCUUUAUUCCAAUACCCUUGAAAGGGUGGCGAGCCUGAAACUAUCGUUUGUUUUUUGAGUGUUCAACCUUACUUUCACUAGGGUGUGUUUUUAUUUACUGUAUUACGCUAUGUAUUGUUUAUAAUUUUUAUAUGUCAUCAUCUGUGGAAUUCUCUACAGUAGUUCUUACAUGUUGUUAAUAUAUUUUUUUUAUUCAUCUUUACCUUUUGUGUUUUCCCCUUUUUCUUUAUUAUAUAUUUUGUUGGGUGUUUUUUGAGGUACAUCUGGGGUAGCACUUUUACCACUUUUUUAUGUAUUAUUUAUUUACAUAUUAGUAUUUAUUUUUUUGUAUAACAGUGAGAAAUUAAUAGCCUAGUUAUUAUGUAGAUUCAGCCCUCCUCCACUAACCUGUAUAAAAUAGAUAAAAAGGGAUUACUUACCUUUUUUCCCCAGCACCAAGAGUCUCGGUGCUGCUGCACGCUCCUCUUUCUCCUAUAGGUGUUGCUUCCACCAUGAUAAUCCUAUCUUGUGGACAAGAGGCACAUGCAUAACAAGCUCCGAGUGCAUCCAAUCACAUGCUUCUCAUAGGGAAGUAUUGAAUUCAACUUCACCUCGAGUGUCACAUGACAGAGUCAAAUUUGUUAUUGCAGAUGUGUGGAGUCACAAAGCAGGCAGGUUUAUUGAAAAACGACAUUUUAUUGAAUUAAAUCUGAAUGGCAAAGUUGAGGCUCAACUCAAGUAACCAAGCUGGCCUGCGAGUAUGAUUUUUUUUUUUCCUAAUAAGCUGUAGUUACAUACUGAAAAGAGACUUGCGUCCAUCAAGUUCAGCCUUCCUCACAUUUGUUUUUUUGCUGUUGAUCCAAAAGAAGGCAAAAAAAGCCAGUUUGAAGCACAAUUUUGCAACAAGCUAGGAAAAAAAUUCCUUCUUGACCCCAGAAUGGCAGUCAGAUUUAUUCUUGGAUCAAGCAGUUAUUACCAUACAUUGAAAGAUUAUAUCAUUGAAUAUUCUGUUUUUGCAAGUAUGCAUCUAGUAGCUGUUUGAACAUCUGAAUGGACUCUGAUAAAACCACUUCUUCAGGCAGAGAAUUCCACAUCCUGAUUGUUCUUACAGUAAAAAAAAAUUUCCUUUACCUUAGACGAAAUCUUCUUUCUUCCAGUCUAAACGCAUGGCCUUGUGUCCUAUGUAAAGUCCGGUUUGUGAAUAGAUUUCCACACAAUGGUUUGUAUUGGCCCAGAAUAUAUUUGUAUAAUGUUAUCAUAUCCCCUCUCAGGCAACGUUUUUCUAAACUAAAUAGGUUUAAAUUUGUUAACCUUUCUUCAUAGCUGAUAUGUUCCAUUCCUUUUAUUAAUUUUGUAGCCCGCCUCUGCACUUUUUCUAGUGCCAUAAUAUCCUUCUUUAGAACAGGUGCCCAAAAUUGCACAGCAUAUUCAAUAUGUGGUCUUACCAGUGAUUUAUAAAGAGGGUCCCGAGAAUGAAUGCCCUUUUUCAUGCAUGACAAUACCUUACUGGCCUUGGCCACUGCUGAUUGACAUUGUACAUUGUUGCAUAGUUUGUUGUCUAUAACAAUUCCCAAGUCCUUUUCGUGUGUUGUUAUCCCUAAUUCGCUUCCAUUAAGGGUAUACGUUGCUUGUGUAUUCUUUACGCCGAAGUGCAUAACUUUGCAUUUUUCAACAUUAAAUUUCAUCUGCCAUUUGAGUGCCCAGUCUAUCUAAAUCCCUCUGCAGCAAAGUAAUAUCUUGCUCACAUUGUAUUAUUUUACAAAGUUUUGUGUCAAAUGCAAACACUGAUACAUGACUUUCAAUGCUGUCUUCAAGAUCAUUUAUAAACAUGUUAAAUAGAAGGGUCCCAGAACAGACCCCUGAGGAACACCACUUGCCACCUCUGUCCAGCUUGAAAAUUUACCAUUAAUGAAAAUUCUUUGUACUCUGUUUUUAAGCCAAAAGAAAAAAACAUUCAAAACAUUUAAAUCAGAGAGGUCAAUUGGAUCCUAUAACAAACAUAAGCAUGCUUAUAGAGCUAGAAAAAAGGGAAAUUAGAUGAGCUAAACUUGAAAAUGAAAAUCUCAUAGCCAAAGAGACCAAGACCAACCCUAAAAACGUUUUUGUAAAUAUGUUAAUUGGAAGGUGAGAUGGGUAAGUUGAUCAAGAAGGAUCAGGGCAAGACAGAAAUUCUAAAUUAUUGUUUUUCUUCAGUAUUUAGGGAAGAAGAAUCUGUGGCUGUAGAUAUGCAAAUCCCUGUUACAAAAGCCUUACAGCAAACAGGUUAUUGGUUAAUACAGGAUAAAGUGCUUCAGAAAUUAACCAAAAUUAAUGUUUACAAAGCCCGGGGCAAGAUGGUAUUCAUCCACGCACAUGCUUAGUGAGCUUAGUGUUGAAAUAUCCAUACCACUGUUUUUAAUUUUUAAGGAUUCUUUUCUUUAAGGAAUUAAGAGGAUUGGAGAAAAGCAGAUGUGGUGCCUAUAUUUAAAAAUGUUUCCAAAGCUCAACAAGGACACUUCAGACCGGUGAGCUUAACAUCUGUGCUCGAGAAAAUAUUUGAAGGGCUGCUAAGGGAUAAUAUUCAAGAAUUAAUUUUGAACAAAAAUAUCAUGAGUAGGAAUCAACAUGGUUUUAUGAAAGACCAGUCAUGCCAAACUAACUUAAAUGCAUUAUAUGAAGAAGUAAAAAACUUCUCACACAAAAGGUUACUAGUAAAUAUGGAAUCUGUUGGUUUAAAUUGUGUUCUUGUUUAGACCACUGACUUAAAGAUAGAGUGCAGAGAGUAGUUGUAAAUAAAACAUUUACAAAUUAGUCAAAAGUGGUACCGUAUAUACUCGAGUAUAAGCCGACCUGAAUAUAAGCUGAGGCCCCUAAUUUUACCACAAAAAACUUGGAAAACUUAUUAACUCAAGUAUAAGUCUAGGGUGGGAAAUGCAGCAGCUAACGGUAAAUUUCUAAAUAUAAUUAGAUCCCCCCAAAAAUUACAUUAAUUUAAUAUUUAUUUACAGUGUGUGUGUAUAUAAUGAAUGCAGUGUGUGUGUUUGUGUAGUGUGUGUAUAUAAUGAAUGCAGAGUGUGUGUGUGUUUGUGUAGUGUGUGUAUAUAAUGAAUGCGGAGUGUGUGUGUGUUUGUGUGAAUUGCAGUGUGUGUGUGUAUAUAAUGAAUGCAGUAUGUGUGUAUAUGCUGCGGUGUGUGUGUGUUUGUGUGAAUGCAGUGAGUGUGUAUAUAAUGCAGAGUGUGUGUUUAUAUGAAUGCAGUGUGUGUGUGUAUAUGAUGCAGUGUGUGUGUAUAUAAUGCAGAGUGUGUUUGUAUGAAUGCAGAGUGUGUGUAUAUGAUGCAGUGUGUGUUUGUGUGAAUGCAGUGUGUGUGUGUAUAUGAUGCAGUGUGUGUGUGUAUAUAAUGCAGAGUGUGUGUUUGUAUGAAUGCAAUGUAUGUGUAUAUAAUGAAUGCAGUGUGUGUGUAUAUGAUGCAGAGUGUGUGUUUGUAUGAAUGCAUUGUAUGUGUAUAUAAUGAAUGCAGUAUGUGUGUAUAUGAUGCAGAGUGUGUGUUUGUUUGAAUGCAGUGUGUGUAUAUAAUGCAGAGUGGGUGUUUGUGGCAUCACAACAACUUAACCGCAAUAAAUUUGUUAUGAUGGAAAGAGGUCUUGGUUGCCACCUUACCAUAAAUGAUUAACCAUUAUUGAAUAGUUCCACACCCAAAUUGGUGCAAGUGUUCAAUCAGGAAGCUUUGGACCGGGCAACCUAUCACGAGCUCCCCAUUCAGAAAAGUGAGUGAAAAGAAUACAUUUUUUUUUCACUCACUUUUCUGAAUGGGGUACCAAUGAUAGGCGUAGAGUGUUGAUAGUCUGAUCAUAUACAUGAGAAGUAAGGGGUGGUUUUGACUCAUGCACAAGUCAAGUUUUAUUCCAGUGGGUGGAGCUUAUGCCCUCCCAUUAUUACGUUGCCUAUCAACCAUCAAGAAGUAGCAGACAUCUUCUCGCACUAUGUACAAUUGAUGUUGAAUGCUUGAGCAAGGCUUUUUUCUGUAGCUGCCCGAGCGAGCAUGAGGACAUCUUGGAACGACAUGGAGUUAAGUAGGUUUUUUUUUUAUGUGCCUCCAAAACACUAUUAACUCCAGUAAACAUGUCAAAGACGGAACAAAAAACCUCCAGAGAAGCCACAGUUCCAAUUUUCAAAACAAAGGAUUCAUAAAAAGACUCAUGACGAACAUAAUUGAGUUCUUUUUUAUGUUCCUUUCUGAAGUGCUUCUGGAAAAAUCAAGCACACACUGUACCUGUCUCUGUUUUAUUUAUUUAGAAAAAUGGUUUAUGUUACCAAUGUAUAAAUAAGAGUCAUCCAUGUCACAGUAAUUUAAUGUACUCUGUGUUGUAAUGAAUCAGAUGACCUGUUGAAGUCUAAUUUGCACAUCAAUAGCUGAAGCAAGUAAUUUAAAGGAGAAAAUCAACAACAAUUCAAUAAAAUGAGGGUUUGAGAAUAAUUUGUCUCAUUUGUCAGAUUUUGAGACAGGAAUUUAUCUGCCUAUAAAAUGGGGUGUAUACAGAAAGAGCCUAUCUCUGUAUUUUAUGUGACCCAGAAUGUGUUUUGCACAAAUGAACCAGUUUUAUUACGCUUUUUUUAGAGGUGCACUACCAAUACACAUUUUUUUAAUGAUGUUCUUAUAGGACAGUUCAUUGCAGUAUACUAAAAUCUUCUUGUGCCGCUUUAAUAUUUUUCUCACAAUAUCUCUUUUUGAAAAUGUAAUUUUUUUUCUUGUAAUGAUUAUUUUUAUUGUAUUUUUCUUUAGCAGUAUAUUCUAGAAAUCUAGUCUAAAGCAAUAGUGUGGAUGUAUGUAUGUAUAUAUAUAUAUAUAUAUAUAUAUGGAAGAGAGGAAAACUCUCGAAAGCUUGUCUUUGAAAUAUUAUAAUAUCUACUGGACUAAUACGGGACUAAUACUAAUAUAUAUAUAUAUAUAUAUAUAUGUAUAUGUUUUCUAUUUAUUGUAUUUUUUUAUUUAAUUUUCCCCCUAUUUUCUGGGGCAAAUGAAGGAUUUCCCCAUUCCAUUGUUUUAUAGCUUAUUUUUGUUGUGCUAUAAACCAACAUACAUAGUUCGCACUGUCAUGACCGCAACAAUAUUGAAUAACACCAGUGAGAUAUACAUAUGUCAUGGCAAGAAGUACAGCACAGUAUAUUUUUUAUAGGCUGUGUAGGUAAAGUCAGCUCAGUUUAAGUCGGACUAGGCGUCAAUUGGAAGACAUUUUUUUAUUUUUUUUAAACUCUUACUAAAUAUUGAUUGAGGGAAAUGCAUUUGCAUGAACUGAUGAUAUAAUAUAUUAUAACACACAUAUAUAUAUAUAUAUAAAUAACAUAUAUAAGGUAGAUUGAGAUAAAAUUAGUAAAGUUACACUAGGGAUCAAUUAGAUUUUUUUUUACUUGGGUUAGCUUCAAGGAAAAGUCUAUAUAUGCCAGAAAUAUGUAAAUUUAGUGUUUUUGCGUAGAACAAAAUAUAAAUGGAGUUAAAGUGUGAUUCCAAACCUUCCUAGCCUGUAGCCCCUGGGGACUGUACCAAGGGGUCCUUGCUGGGGCACUGUAAUACUUCUGGAUUUUGCCAAGACCAUGUCUCUGGGAUGGUUUUAUAAUAUUUAGCAUUUUUUAAAUUUUAUUAUUAAUUAAAAUAAAAUAUUGCAUUAUAUAUAGUCUCUGUAUUCUUUAGGCCUAUCAUUAACUUGUGCAAUCUUAAAACAGGAUCUGAUGAACAUGAUUUUAUUCAUAAGGGAUAUCAUACGAUAAUAUUCUAUGUUGGGAAUAAUAUUUGAUGAAUAUGAUAUAUGAAAAUGCUCCAGCCAGUGGAAAUGCGCUAAACUAGCAUGAGUUCCCCCUUUUGAGUUCCAAGGAAGAGGUGAAAAACAGUUGGAUUAAGGGAUUUUGUAAUGUUAAAGUUCAGAUUUAACAGAAUGUUUAUUUUAAUCACAGACUGACUUCCUACCCAGCUUGCCAACGUCACAAAUGUCAAAGUCAGAAUGACCUUUCAGUCGUCUUUGUGAGAUGCUAAAGAAUCAAAUUGUUUGUUUGGUUUUGUUUUACCAAGGUAUACAAUGGUACAUGUUGAUAUGCUUGUUAACAGUAUUUGUGGACACAUACGUUGCCUUUUAACGCUGUCAUUGCCAAAAUGUGUUUUUGUAUUUUGAUCUGUUUGCUCUUUAUUAAAUGUACUAUUAGCCCUACAAUGUAAAUAAUGAAUAUGCAGUUGUGCAUUUGACUGAGUUGUGUUUAUGUUCCAUAUUACAUAGAUCUUAAAAAUAUAAUGUGCCUGGUGCCACCAGAGACCCACCCCAUGUAUAAGAAAAUAUAACUAUGGGAAAUCCAGUGUUUCUGCAAAUCUAUCUCAGUCAAAUUUCCCAACAUGUACCAAUGUAGUGUGUGUGUGCCACACUUCUUGUCAUUUUGUUUUUCAAUAUCUACUCUGUUUUGUGAUGUCUAAUAGUUUUUGUUUAUUACUUACAGGUCUGCUGCAUAAACACAAGAUAUACAGCUGUAGUUACCUCAAUUGCUGAGCAAUGGCUACAGGGGACAAAGUUGCUAUCUUAACUGAAGAUGAGGAGGAACAGAAGAGAAAAUAUGUACUUGCUGAUCCUUUUAAUGGGGUUAGCGUGGAGAAUGACCAAGCUGGACCUAGUGAAGCUCAUCAAGCAACAGAUACUGCUUCUAUCACAGAUGACGAAAUGGACUGGCUGGAGAAACACUGCUUCAAAAUUAACAAUGACCUUCUCAUCUCUAAAGUUUUCUACUUCUUUUUUUAUUCUGCAUAUGGUUCCCUCUAUCCUCUGCUCCCUGUUUACUACAAACAACUGGGAAUGUCUGCUACUCAGAGUGGAUUGCUUGUUGGAAUCCGAUAUUUUAUCGAAUUUUGUAGUGCCCCUUUCUGGGGCGUCAUAGCGGACCGUUUUAGAAAAGGGAAGGUGGUUUUACUCUUCUCAGUUCUUUGCUGGGUUUUAUUUAAUUUAGGAAUAGGGUUUGUAAAACCAGCAACAUUGUUAUGUGUGCCUACUAACCCUGUGCCUGUGCAACCGACUAACUCCAGCACUCUUCCACCCUUUGUUUCUCCAUCAACACGGAUUCCUGCUGAGAAUACCACCACAGCAAAAAACAGACGUAAGAGAGAUGUCUAUUCAGAUAGGCAACUUUUGUGGAAAUCUGAUGUAGAGUUUAGCUCCGAAAUGAUGUUCUAUAAUGGAGAAGAUAAUAUUUUACAUCGAAAUGCCAGAGAUGUUUCAAAUAAUAGUGUAACAGUAGGCACAGAAAUGAGUAAUGGAUCUACCAUUUCUUUAACCACGACAACCUUGGCCAUCACUACAACAACCAAAGCUCCUGGCAACUUUGCAUUGCUAUACGAUGAAGCAGAUGUAGAAACUAUCUUCCUCUUGAUCUUGCUGGUGGUCAUUAUUGGAGAGUUUUUUAGUGCUCCAGCUGUGACUAUUGUGGAUACAGUAACUCUACAGUACUUAGGCAAACAUAGGGAUCGCUAUGGACUCCAAAGGAUGUGGGGAUCUCUUGGAUGGGGACUGGCUAUGUUAUCAGUGGGUAUAGGUAUCGAUCAUACUAAAAUAUUUAUGAAAAUAAGUGGUAGUGGUUGUCUAGCUCCUGAAUACAAGGACUAUCGUAUUGCUUUUAUUGUCUUUGGUGUCCUGAUGUCCAUUGCACUUAUUGUUUCUACUCAAUUUCGCUUUCGUUACCACCACCUACAAACACAUGUGGAUAGGAAUGAAGACCUGGAGAUCUCUCCAGUGGAAAAUAGAUCCCAGGCUGAAUCUCCAGCACAGAGUCAGAGUGAAAGCAGGAAUGAGGGACCAGAAACAGAAGCCUUUAAAUACUGGGAUUUGAUAAAGCUCAUAUGCACUGUGCAAUAUAGUUCUGUUCUAUUUGUGGCCUGGUUCAUGGGCUUUGGCUAUGGAUUUGUCUUCACCUUUCUUUUUUGGCACCUUGAGGACCUCAAAGGGACUACAACUCUGUUUGGUGUUUGCUCAGUUUUGAGUCACAUUUCUGAACUGACCGCUUAUUUCUUCAGCCACAAGUUGAUUGAGUUGGUUGGUCACAUCAGGUAAGUGUACAUCAUUCUGUAUUUAGAGAUUUAAAUAACUUGGCAAAAGAAGCAAAAUUUAAAUUUUAUAGAUUAACACACAAAUUGCUCUCUACACCUUCUGUUUAGUCUGUUCCCUGGCCUAUUCAUUAGUCCGUAACUGUCUCCACAGAUGGUUCCUCAGUGCAAUGGAACAUAGUGGCGACUUCCUUUUAUCUUUCCUCUCAGUUGUCAGUGAAAAUUAGUAAUCUGUUCAGUUUCUGCAUUAGAUUUUUUUCACGUGUUAUUGCUACAAUUCAUAAAAAAAACUUCAAGGUUAAUUUAUGUAUAAAAUAAAUGGCUGUAUUUGAGUUAAGAUUUAAAGGGACGCUGUAGUGACCAGAACAACUACAGCUUUAGUGUAGUUUUUAUUUUGUCUACUGCCUUUCCCUUCAGGCUUUUUAAUAUAAACACAGAGAAAAGGCAGUGUUUACCUUGCUACCUAGGAACAUCUAGAGGUGCUUUCUAAAUCAGUGCUGUUCAAUGCCACCACACUCUGCAUGGAAGCUGUGAAUGUUCCCCAUCAAUAUGCAUUGAUUCAUUGAUAUGAGGAGAUGCUGAUUGGCGCAGUGCUUUGCUGAGCAUGCGCGAUAGCCAUAGGAAAGCAUUGGAUUGGCUGCUUUCUUUCCUAUGAGAAAGCAUUGGAUAGGCUGAGGUCAUCAAGUUUGUCAAGCGGGCUGGGGCAGAGUCAGCCACAAGGAGAACAAUACAGCGCUGGAAAAAGGUGAAAAAAAAAUCACCUUUUUACUGCAGGGAGAGUUAGGCCAGAAACCUAAAUUGCAUUAUUAGAGCCUGAGUGUCAGGUAUACAUGUCUGACACUGUAGUGUUCCUUUAAGGAAAAGCACUUACCAUCCAAUGACACUCUGGGACUUACAGAAAAAUUAUGUAUGUAUGUUUGGUUGGACAGUCAGGCAUGCAGUGUAAACAAGUAAAUAAAACCACAACCCAUGGCUAACUUUUGUGCAAAAAUGUCACUGUGACCAUUUUACAUUCAUUUUUAGGAGUUUUCUUAAGCAAUGUUUAUUUUGUUUAAUUGCACUGUCAAACCCAUAUCCUUGUGCUUUUUUUCUUUGCACUUUGACAUUUAAUUUAUAUAUAGCAGUUAUUCACCAACUAAUUGCCAUCAUUUGACACUAGAAACACAGUUAAAGGAUCACUAUAGGGUCUGGAACACAAACAUGUAUUCCUGACCCUAUAGUGUUAAAACCACCAUCUAGCCCCCCCUGGGCCCCUCAUGCCUCCAUAGAUAUUGCAAAAUCUUACUGUAUUCAAGCCUGAAGCUGUAACUCUGCUUGUUUUUCCCCAUAUGAUUGGCCGAGACUGACAAGGAGGCAGAUCAGGGGCAGAGCCAGCACAAUUCAAAAACAGCAACUCCUCAUAGAGAUGAAUUGAACCAGUUAAUCUCUAUGAGGAAAGUUCAGUGUCUGCAUUCAGAGGGAGGAGAUACUGAAUGUUUGGAUGCAUUUUAGGCAGUCAUGACGCAGGAAGGAUCUCUAACAGCCAUCUGAGGAGUGGCCAGUGAAGUUAUCACUAGGCUGUAAUGUAAACACUGCCUUUUCUAUGAAAAGACAGUGUUUACAGCAAAAAGCCCGAAGGUAAUGAUUCUACUCACCAGAACAAAUUCAAUAAGCUGUAGUUGUUCUGGCGACUAUGGUGUCCCUUUAACUCUACUCCACUUCUUUUAGGCUUAAAGGGAGUCUGUCACUUAUUGCAUUUCUUAAUAUCAUGUUUACUUUUCUCUUUUUUUUUUAACAAAUAUGUAUUUGUGUGAUUUGAAAAAUAAAAUUAAAAAGAUAAAUUCAUACCUUUUCAAGUUGCACCUCGACACCUCCAUCUUGGCUCCUUGUCAAUCAGUGUUAUAAUCUCUGACCUUUGCAUCUGCCAGUCAACAAAUCAGAUAUCUUUUAAUCUACAUCUGACUGAAUCCAUACAUCGAAUCUAUUUUUUUUUUUUAGUAGUAGUUCUAUUGAGAUUUUUGUUAUUUUUCUUGCUAUUAGCAUUCAUGUCAUAAUAUACAAAUACAUUGUUUUGCACUUUUUAAUGCUUUCUUUUUUGUAUAUUAUUUAACUUCUCUGAUGAUGCAGUGUUUGAGCUAAAGGACCUGUAAAGCAAACCACUGGUGAGGGGCAGGUGUCACAGGGUUCCAGUCAGGCACAUUGCAAUAGAACUUUGCCUUGCAAAGUCUGACUGUUAUUGCUCCCUCACAGUUCUCGGUGCUGAAGCUCACAAUAUGUAGUUAUUGUUCAGUGAUAGAUGGCGGUCGUGAUGGCCUCUAUCUCUGUUUUACACUCACCCUCCUUCUCCCUUUGUGUGACCCCAGGCUUCUUGCAUGUGGAGGAGCAGACAGACCUAUGAUUCAUGAUACGCUCAGGCUCAUUUUUACACUCACCAGAACCAGGACACUGGGCAGCACAGUAUUCCCUCUCUACCCAAAGUGCAUAGCUAGAAUGAGAUAUAGAUAUUUGCCAAAGCUUGACUUGGGUCUUUCAGGACCUCUUUAACCACACACGGCUGCAGCUCUUUCCUUCCAGGCAGGUGUAGUUCCCGUCGCCUCUUCUGUUCUGCUCCCAGGAAGGUAUCGACACCUCUGCCUUCACAAAGGUACAUGUGGCUCUCAGGAUCCUCAUGGGAUCUUCUUUCUUAACCUGUCCCGGGAUCAGGGAACAGUGCAGCCAGCAAACAGGUGAAAUAACUCUGUUAGUGAUCCCUGAACAAACCAGACAGGACACACAGUUCCCAAUUGAACUAGCACACAAUACUUUAUUAUCGCUCAGGGCUAUAUUACAGUUAUGGUGACAUACUCAAUUCAAUACGUAUAACCAAAUCAUACAGGCGCUUAUAAUAAUAAUAAUACAAUACUAUGCAAUAUUAAUAAACAAAGACAGAGUGUGGAAGACAAAGACGAACAAGAAAUUUGUCCCUGCCUGUAUAAUAUGAAAAUCUGCCUGAAUAUGCAAAUUAACUAAUCUUGCUAUUCAGGUAGUGCUCAUAAAUGUUGCAGCUAAUAGGUAACACUGCACAGGCUCCACAGCCAGACAGGGUAUAACACAAGACAUUCCCCAAAUUACAUUGUGAUACAUACCCCUAAUCUGACAAAUUUGGUUGUGGUAAUUAUGGUGCUUGGAGUGUUCCUUAGACAGUUUAGAUAGUAGACAAAAACAAUCACAGAGGAAGACUCUGGAAUAUGCGACAGCUAUAGAUCAAGCUGCUUCACUGGUAGUUCAUAGGAUAGGAGCUUUAAGCUUGGGAGCUAAUAAUAGUGAGAUGGCAGGAAUAGUUGAUGGGGUGGGGCUUUUUCAAGGCUUCUUUCUAAAGCUUCCACCCACAUCCCCAACUAGUUAGCAAGCAAUGAAAAAGCAGCAGAGACUGCAGCUUUUAUAAAGGCAACACUGCUCUGGACUCACUGUCCAGGUCAGUGACAGAUGGCUGAUGGCCAUGUGAUUUAUAGCAGUCAGUACUUGUCCCCCCCAAAAAAAUGCAAAUUUACACACAGAUUCCCUUACAUUGGCCCUGGCAGUGGACUGCAGGUCCUUCCCACUGCCUAUGUACCAUGGCAUGGUAGGGGUCCUGUUUUGGGGAGGCAGGUACACGGAGGUCAUUCUUGCUGCUCUGAACCCACAAGGAGAAGGGAAAUGGGAGGGAGAUGGUAUACUUACUUUUUCUUUUAUGAAAUAUCCACAGACUUGAUAAUGACAUUGAUUUAUGUUGCUCUUGGUUUAGACAAGUGCAGUGGGUGUGAUGAUGGUUGUACAUAGGGAGCGGCCAAAUUAAAUUUUAGGGGCAGAGCUGCUUUCGACUAACCCCUUUUGUUAGGGGAUUGAUUUUUGUGAAUUUCAUCCACCCUUCCCAGCAAUAACUUUAAUUAAAUCUGUCUUUGGUGCGGUGUUUUUUUUUUUGUUUUUUUGUUUUUUUAAUUCUUUAUUUUUGCUUGCAUUGGGAUUCAUACAAAAGUAGAAUGGCAUCGUAGCAUAAAUAUAUGCAAGAAUAAUCAACAUAGCAGUAGCAUAAAACGUCAUAGAAGAACAUUGCACUUUUUAGUAUAAUGAAACGGGAUGAGAUGUGCCAGAGAGUGAGUGAUUGCACAGAACUACAGGCUGUACAUACUGGCAGUGAGAGUGAUUAGUAAGACCACUGGGUUGAGAUAAAAAAGGUGGUUUUAGUAUAGAUCAUAGACCUUGCAGUCUGACUGCUCAAUUCUCAUUUAGGUGUUAGUGCACUUUGUUUUUUUAUAGCGUCUCAACUCCCUGCAUAUAACUUGCACAGUCUUCCUAAACACUUUCUGUAAAGACAGAUCUAAUGUUUAAACUUUCUUCUUCUUUUUUUUGCACAUUCUGUUUAAUUUAGAAUUUAUUGUUCCCUGUAAUGUUAAUAGUCUACCGGAACCUGUAGGAGCCUUCUGUGUGUGAUUAAAGUUAUACUAACAGGGCAGGAGAUGCAAACUUCUAACAUAAAGAAACAUCCUGUGCUCUCAGACCUGUUAAAAAGGAAACCAUUUUUUUUUCAAGCAGGCUGUGUAAAUCACAGCCAGGGGAGGUGUAGCUAGGGCUGUAUAAACAGAGAGGAAUUUGAUGGCAGUGAAUUUAGCAGUGAGACAGCAGGGGCAUGAUCUAUUCUAUACACUGAAACUGCUUCAUCACACUAAAGUUGUUUUGGUGCUUAGAUUAUCCCGUUAAACCUCUUUAGGAUUGACUGUUUGUAAAUAACGUGUGUCUAAAAAGGAGUUACAAUGUCUAUAUAUUUUCACAUCUGACUGUUAAAUAUGCCAAAUAACAACCUUUUUGGAGACUUUCUUCUAAAUAGCACAAUUUUCUUAAUAAUUUACUGAGGAAUUUGUUUUCCCUCGACCCUGAGAUUUUGUAAACUAGCCCCUAUUAGUACUGUUUCACUUUUUAUUCAUGGUGGGAGCUUUUAGGAUAACUAUGGGUAGGCAACCUUUGGCAUUCCAAAUUGUGUGAACUACAUCUCCCUUGAUGCUUUGUCAACAAUAUGGAUGUCAGAGCAUUAUUGGAUAUAUAGUCCACAACAUCUGGAGUACUGAUGGUUGCCUACUCCACUGGUGUAGAAUACAUUCAGGAUAUUUCUGAUUCUUUUUAACUUUAUUUUUUUUUUUUUUUAGAACCUAACACAUUGGUACAUAUUACCUAGGUUUAUUUUCUUCUCCUUCCAACUCUUCUUAUCAGUGGUAGAAUAAAAAUCAACAUUUAGAAUGAUUGGCAGUGAGCCAAGAUGGAUGAACCCAGUUCCAGGAUAAUUGUGCAUUUCUACAGUUAAUUUUUAUCUUUUUCAUGUCUCACAAAUACAUUUGGAAAAUAUUGGGAAUGCAUAAAUAAAUGUAAAAUGUUCAUUAUGUCCUCUCAGGAUGAAUUUUGAUGUAUCUUUUGUUAAGAUAAAGCGAUGUGUAAUGUCAUGUGAGUGAUCGUUGCUGUGAGGCCAGUAUCCUAUGACUUGGUCAGUUAGAGUUAGACUGUGGAAAAUAUUAUACACAGUCUUCUGUGAAAGUCUGAAAUCACUUGUAGUUUUUACAUGGGUGUGGUGGGCCCACUGUCUACAUAGGAAACUGUUACAGGCACGCCUAGGCUGCUGCACUAUUAUGUUAUGUGCUAAGUGGAUGAACUGGAUUUUUCACAGCACUUCGGACAAAAUAUCUCUGAACAUAAAAUCUCCAGUAAUUAAAGGAUGACCAGUUGGAUUAAGGCAUUAAGAAAUGGAGGCAGUCUGCCAAAAAUGUAUUUUUUGCUUAAUUUUUUUUAUCACUUUAAUACUACAUAUGGUAGGGUCAGCUGACAGCUUUAAAAGGAUCCUAUAGUGUCAGGAAAACAAACCCGUUUUCCUGGCACUAUAGGGUUAUUCGGUGUCCCCCUCCCUCGCGACCUCCCUGUUAAAGCAGGGAGGGACAUCGGUGCUGGGUCAGACUCCGCCCAUGGACCCCCGCCGCCAAUUUCAGCCGGCAGGGGAGACUUAAUGACCACGCGCGCAUUUGACCUCUCCAUAGAAAAGCAUAAUUCAAUGUUUUCCUAUGGGGAAAAAUUGACGCUGGAGGUCCAUGAUGAUGUCCAGCGUCAGAUAACGGACCAAAAGUCCGUUUAGAUUCCACUUAGAGGUGCACAAAAUCUGAACUUCUGAAUGCUUUAGUGGAUAAUACAGAAGUAUGAACCUUUGCUUUAUUUGACCAAAGACCACUGAUGCCCCAUAUAGUAAGGCAAGUAUCAAACCUUGUGUAAUCAGUUUGACAGAUGAUGUCCUGGGACGCCUGACACCGUAACUACUAAAGAACACUGUAGGGAUAUGAGAGUGUCCCUUCAGAUUAUCUUUGUCAGAAGCACUAUUUGUGUGACCGUACAUCAUGUACAAUGAACUUUAUAUGUAUUGAAUUAUACACACAGAGGUUACAAUAGUAAUAACUACAUUUAAAUUAUAAUGCAAAAUUACAAUUUUCUUUUAAGAAUGACCCUAAGCAGACAUCAUGUGUACUUAUACUGAUCAUUAAACUAGUUUUAACUUAAAAAUUCAUCUAUUUUUAUUUAAUAGCCUUUUACCUGCGAAAUUGUAUUUUUUAUUUAUUUAUUGAAACAUAAAUAUAUUUCUACAUCCUGCUUGUUGUAUUACAGAGUCUUAUACAUUGGUUUGGCUUGCAAUACUGCUCGAUACCUAUACAUCUCCUAUAUGGAAAAUGCCUGGACAGUCCUCCCAAUGGAAGUGCUACAAGGUAUGUAAAACUUCAGCCUAGCCUUGGCUCAGUGUUUUCUCCAUUCACAGAACGAUAUCUAAGAGAACAGUUUGACAAGGGUCUAAUUUAAUUGAUUUCUAAUCACAUAUGUUCCCAUUCUACUAUCUGGUGCCCUAUGUGCUAUGUUGGUCAGUGGGAAUGGAUCUGGAAAUGGAACUGGAGAGCGAUUCCUGUAUGACAUCUGGGAGGCAGACACCAGGGUUUCGAUUUGUGUUAACGUUCCAGGAGCAGAUAUCCAAUAUUCUUUUCAGUGGUACUCUACCCCAGUCCAACUAUUUUGAAUAGGGAAAAGCCCCUCUGAUUGUUGUUUGAGACUGUGUGGUCAUUAUAGUACUUACUUUUAGAUAUGGUGGUCUUGUUUCAUGGUGAUUCCUUUUUGAAGCAUGGUGAGAGAUCUUUUAGUAUUUUUCAUUUAGGUCCCUUUGUAUUACACUCCUGACUUUUCCUACAGUCUCGACCUUCAGAGAGUCUCCCUGUGCUGGCUUAAUAGCUGUAUAAUUAAAUCACUAUGACUCUCAGGAAAGUUUUGGUUGCAUCUUGGUUGAAAACCCCUUGUUCCCUGUAGUAGAUCAAUUGACAGCAAUUGUUUACAACACUCUGCUCCCAUUUUAUAAAAUGUAGAAUUGUGGUGUGAGUACACCUCUAACUCUUUUGAGCUACUCCCUUAUGGAGAUGCAAACUCAUAGCAGUUCUUUUUUCCAUUUCUUCCGUUGGUCCAUCCCUUCCUUUUUAUUUCAUUCUGUUGUUGUGUUCUUAUUCUGAGUGACUGGAAAAUUAGACAGGUUAUUGCUUUCUCAUGCUAAAAUAGUCUUGCAAUCUGUAUGAUUCGCAUGCCUCUUAAAUAAAGAAUAAAAAAAAUAAAAUAAAUUAGUCUGAAAAGAAAAAAAUGAAAUGCUUACUUUUAUCCCUGUUUAGGAAUGCAUAAGCAAUGCUAGAGUUAACGCAGCAUUACGUGUUAUGAUUCUGUAGCCUCAUACUGAUGUUUCUGUGUAUGAUUUCUGUGGAUUUAGAAUGUUAAAACCAUUAGUUUUAACAGUCCCUGCACCCAGAGCCUCAACCCUUUCAAUCUACUCUCAUAUACAUAUAUUAAUGUUACCAGAUGGCCACGUAUCCACAUACCACACGCUUUACAAACCUACAUGCCUACCUACAUACCUACACACCCACAUAGCCACCCCUGCAUUAUUACCCAAUAUGCCUAAAGUGCUAGAUAAUAUGGUUAUGAUUGAGUUUAGAAAAUGUGCUUUCAAAGGCUACUGUUAAAGGACCACUAUAGGCACCCAGACCACUUCAGCUCAAUGAAGUGGUCUGGGUGCCAGGUCCCCCUAGUUUUAACCUUGCAGCUGAAAACAUAGCAGUUUCAGAGAAACUGCUAUGUUUACACUGCAGGGUUAAUCCAACCUCUAAUGACUGUCUCCCUGACAGCCACUAGAAGCCGCUUCUGCGAUUUACACUGAGUAAAUUGCACUUAUUUGAUGCUGGAUGUCCUCACGGAGUACAGCAUCAAAAAAAAUCCCCAUAGGAAAGCAUUGAGUAAUGCUUUCCCAUGGGCGGGUUUGAAUGCGCAUGUGCCUCUGGCCGCGCAUGCGCUUUCGGCUCCACUUGGGAGCUGACGUCGGCGGGGGAGGAGAUGUCAAGAGCGGCGAGGGAGCCUGGUGCUGGAUUAACGUAAGUGGCUGAAGGUGGGCACUCCAAGAGCCUAUAGUGCCGUUUGAAUUUUAAUUCACAGCAGUUCCAGUUUUAGUGUCUAAACCACAACCGAGCAACUACUAGCAUUAUUCUUACAGAAUUGUCUGACCGGAGCAAUUUAUUACUAGCAUGUAAAUGCUAUGUAAGACAGUACAUUGCUUGUGCAGUGUAUAUCCUUAUAUUCACCUCUGGUAAACCUUGUAAGUAAAAAUAAGAAAGCUGCCAUUCAAGGCUCUAGUAGAAGGAAUCCCCAUUUAUGUGACAGUCCCUCGGGAUGCUGGAGCAGUCAAAUGAUGGAGGGAGUUGGUGACUUAUUGUGCCUUUCAUGUUGGUAGUGGAGACUACUUUUGUGUCUGAAGUAUGAAGGUAUAACUUCAAUGGAAUGCUGCUCAUUCAAUACCUUUUUCUACAUCAUCACUUACCAAGGACAAAUGUGGAUCUCUAUGCAUGUGUGAAUGUGAAAAUUAUGAGGGUAAUUUGAGACCUUCAGCUGUGACUAUGUUAAAAUGCAUGUUAUUUAGCAAUAAAGUAUUUGCAAGCAGGUGGUGUUCAUGUGAACAUAUAGGUUAAUAUAUUAAAGGAACACUAUAGGGUCAGGAAAAUUUAUUCUUGACCGUAUAGUGUUAAAACCACCAUUUAGGUGGCUUACCCCCCUUAAAAGAUAAUAAACUUACCUUUUUUCCUGCACCGCACGGGUCCGCUGGUGCUGGCCCCACCCCCGAUCCGCCUUUUUGGCUUACAUCAGAGUUAAUGAUCUCAGCCAAUCCAAUGCUUCCCAUAGGAAAAGCAUUGGAUUGGCUGAGAUCAUCAAGGAAGCGGGGCCAAGUGCCAGCUUGGCCAACAGCAUCUCCUCAUAAAGAUGCAUUAUACCAAUGCAUCUCUAUGGGAAAAGUUCAGAGACACUGAAAGUCACACUGUGCAGCAUUGCCACAGGAAGCACCUCUAGUAGCCAUCUAAGGAGCGUUCCAAGGCAGCAAUUUAAACACUGCUUUUUCUCUGAAAAGGCAGUGUUUACAUGAAAAUGCCUGCAGGGACUGACAAUACUCAUCAAAACAACUACAAUGAGCUCUAGUUGUUCUGGGGACUACAGUAUUUCUGUACCUUUGACAUCCCUUUAUAUAUACAAAUACAUAUGUAUAAUAAUGCAAAUACAUAGACACAUGUAGGCCUUUAAGUGUGUAUGCGUGUGUGGUUUUGUGUAUGCACAUGUCGCUGAAGCAGAAUUUACCAAAAAAAAGUUCUAAUUUUAGUAACAAAUAUUGAUACUGAAACUGUUAAUAUAAUUAACUCACAUCCAGUGAUGUUUCCGCAGGUAUAUCAUAUGAGUAACUACCACUAAAGUAAUUCUAGAAGAGGUAAAAUGCUUGCUGCUGACAUCAUUUUUCUAUGACUAAUACGAACUCUGAAUGCAAAUUCCUUUAUCAAGGUAUUUCCUUGUAUAGAUGUACUUUGGUGGCCUAUGUUAUCUUGAAAAGGUGGUUCUAAAUGUUCUUUCAGGGCCAGAUUUAUUGUUGAUAUGUCCUUGUUUGUUAAAGGGGUUUGUAACUUAUUUGCAGGUUCUGUAUUCUAAAUGGAGCUGAUGCGUGUCCUGAUUUUAUGUUAAUUAAUGUGCUGUUUGAAAAACCUGCCACAAGAUGUAAGGAAGAAAAAUGUUUCAUUCUAACGAAGUACUUUUCAACAUUGUGUUUCAACUUUAACAAUCUUUGCAGAGUUUAUCUUAUAGCAGCCUAUGUCUAGUGGGUUACUUAUGGCUGAGUUAUUCGCUCACAAAAUUCAUUAUAGAGCUUAAAAUUUAGUCCAUCAGUCACACUGCCUCUUAGACAUGGCUAAUCCAAACCCUAGAAAGGUGCACCUCAAGCUGGGCCACACGGUGUAACCAGACCCCUCACAAAUCAAUCGAGGCUCUAAUGUAUCCAUUCUUUGUCAAUACAGCUGCGUCCGCCUCCCCCCCCCUCGCACUGCCACCCUUGCCACAGUAAAUAAAGGAUUAAAGCGGCACUGUCAUGCCGAACUUACCUUUCCUCAAUCUCUUCCUCUUCUCCCCCUCUCUCAGGAUCUGUUAUUCUUUUCUUCCUGUCUUCUUUAGUUUUCUUUAAAAUCAUAAGACAAAGUAGGGACUCUUUGCCUUAUGGGGGAUUCCUCCGCUUGACCAGCUCUGACCAGCGGAGGAGCAAAGUGUGCUUCAUUUCCGCUGGUCAGAGCAAUUUUCCCAUGAUCCCUAGCUUUCCUCAGUGUUCCCACAAUGCUUCCUGUCAUUUUACACAAAACUGCCGAAUUGCGUUCUAACUGAAUGACAACAGUCUGUUCGUUUCUUUUAGAACGCAAUUCGGCACUUUAUUCGGAUCAGAAUUUCAUUAGAAUGAAUGAAACUCCGAUCCUAUUCUUGCUGUGGCUGCAUCUUGCAGCCGCUUAGUAGAUAACUCCCUAAUUCCCAUGGUAUCAGGGAGUUAUCUACUAAAAGGCUGAAAGACCUAAAUUGGUCUUUCAGCCAACUUUACUAAUACCAAGUAAAAAUUACUUAGUAUUAGUAAGUAAUAUGCCCCUACUCGCUAUACUGCGAGUAGGGGCAUGUCUGGUAAACAGUGAGCAGCCUGUGGCUGCUCACUGUAAAAAAAACUAUUGGCCCCCACCCCUAAACGACGGGUGGGGGCCCUAAAAUAAAAUAAGGGGGGGAGACCAAAUGACCUACUGCCCCCCCCGGCCCCCACCCCUGGGCGGCGGGUGGGGGCAAUAAUGAGGGGGGGGGACCUACUACCCCCCCCCGCCCCCACCCCUGGGCGGCGGGUGGGGGCCAUGAAGAUAAUGAGGGGGGGAGGACCUACUCGGACCUGGUGGGGCCUAAGGAGGGCGCCCCAAAUCCAUCUUCACCCAUGGAGGGCUCGGCGCUGAGCUCGCGGGGGGGAAGCAUAAAGCCUUGCCCGUGCAAUUAGGCUAGAACACUCUGAUUGGUGGGUUUAAGCCAAUCAGAGUGUUCUUUGUCAUUUUACACAGCGUGGGAAAAUUCAAAAGAACUUUCCCACGCUGUGUAAAAUGACACAGAGCACUGUGAUUGGAUGGCUUGAAAUCCAUCCAAUCACAGUGCUCUGUGUCAUUUUACACAGCGUGGGAAAAUUCAAAAGAACUUUCCCACGCUGUGUAAAAUGACACAGAGCACUGUGAUUGGAUGGAUUUCAAGCCAUCCAAUCACAGUGCUCUGUGUCAUUUUACACAGCGUGGGAAAAUUCAAAGAACUUUCCAGCUGUGUAAAAUGACACAGAGCACUGUGAUUGGAUAAUUCAAGCAUCCAAUCACAGUGCUCUGUGUCAUUUUACACAGCGUGGGAAAAUUCAAAGAACUUUCCAGCUGUGUAUAAUCGAGUAGGCCAUGAAGAUAAUGAGGGGGGACCUACUGUCCUCGCCCCGCUGGCGGGUGGGGCCAUGAGAAUGGGGACUACUGCCCCCCCCCCGCCGCCAGUGGGAGGCGGGGAGAGGUCCUCCCCUCAUUUCUUCAUGGUUCACCGCCAUUUAGCGUGGGAAAGUUCUUUUGAAUUUUCCCACGCUGUGUAAAAUGACACAGAGCACUGUGAUUGGAUGGCUUGAAAUCCAUCCAAUCACAGUGCUCUGUGUCAUUUUACACAGCGUGGGAAAGUUCUUUUGAAUUUUCCCACGCUGUGUAAAAUGACACAGAGCACUGUGAUUGGAUGGCUUGAAAUCCAUCCAAUCACAGUGCUCUGUGUCAUUUUACACAGCGUGGGAAAGUUCUUUUGAAUUUUCCCACGCUGUGUAAAAUGACAAAGAACACUCUGAUUGGCUUAAACCCACCAAUCAGAGUGUUCUUAGCCUAAUUGCAGGGCGGGGCAAGGCUUUAUAAGCCUUCCCCCGCUCUGCGGAGCUCAGUCUGCGCGGAGCCCUCCAUGGGUGAAGAUGGAUUAUUUUUUUGCGCUCGGGUUUUUUUUUUUUCGUCGGGUUUUUUUUUUUGCGCUCGGGAUUUUUAUUUUAUUUUCAAUUCGACGGUUAUGAUGGUUUUUUAUUUGGCCUUUUUUGGGGCUGAAAAAAGAAGAUUUGAGAAAAAAGAAGACGUCGAAUGGUAAGUUUAAUUUUAUUUUACAGGUUAGUUAUUUUAUCCCCCCCUCACUAUUUUUUAGGGUGAGGGGGGUAGGUAGGGACUUGUUUUUUUUUGGGUGGGGGGUGGGUGACUAGGGGCUUGGGGACCCCUAGUCACCUUGGGGGGGGUAAUUGACUUAGGGCCCCCACCCGCCGCCCAGGGGUGGGGGCCGGGGGGGGAGGACAGUAGGUCCCCCCCCUCAUUAUCUUCAUGGGCCCCCACCCGCCGCCCAGGGGUGGGGGCCGGGGGGGGGGAGGACAGUAGGUCCCCCCACUCAUUAUCUUCAUGGCCCCCACCCGCCGCCCAGGGGUGGGGGCCGGGGGGGGGCAGUAGGUCCCCCCCAUUCUCAUUAUGGCCCCCACCCGCCGCCCAGGGGUGGGGGCCGGGGGGGAGGACAGUAGGUCCCCCCCCCUCAUUAUCUUCAUGGCCCCCAUCCGCCGCCCAGGGGUGGGGGCCGGGGGGGGCAGUAGGUCCCCCCCAUUCUCAUUAUGGCCCCCACCCGCCGCCCAGGGGUGGGGGCCGGGGGGGGUACUGCCCCCCCCUCAUUCUCACUAUGGCCCCCACCCGCCGCCCAGGGGUGGGGGCGGGGGGGAGGACAGUAGGUCCCCCCCCAUUCUCAUUAUGGCCCCCACCCGCCGCCCAGGGGUGGGGGGGAGUACUGCCCCCCCCCUCAUUCUCACUGUUUAGGGGCCAAUAGUUGUUUUUUUUUACAGUGCGCAGCCACAGGCUGCUCACUGUUUAGUGGACAUGCCCCUACUCGCGGUAUAGCGAGUAGGGGCAUUGGGGAGAUUUUAAUCUCCCUUGUGCUAUUAUGGGGGUCAUAUUGACCCCCAUAGAGUGAGAGGGGGACCUGGGGGGGCUUAUGAAGUGGUGGGGAGCACUGCUCCCUGCCGCUUCUAUAGUUACAUAUUACAAGGAGGGAGCUGCAUGCCGGUAGCUCCCUCCUUGUAAUAACCUGCACGAACAAACUAACACUGAUACAUUGUGUUUGUUUGUUCGGCUGAUCUUUCUAUUCACUCAUUCGUCUGUCUGAUGAAUGAAUGAAUAGCUGAAAUUCCCGUUCGCAUGUCCAGGUGUUUCACUGGGCAUGUGCGGGAAUCUCAGUGUCUGCCUAGUGUGGGCUGAUGACGUGUCCCUGAGGGACUUCACCUACCCACACAAAGAUGGCUGCGCCCUGAAUAUAGAUCGGGGCAGAAAAUAAGGAUUAAAAAAUAGGUAAUGCUGGGGGUUUAGGGGCAUUUGGGGGUGACUAGUGAGUCAAUUGGAUGUAGUGGAGGCGGGAGAGGGGUUAAAAAAAAAAAACAGAAUUCGGCAUGACAGUGCCGCUUUAAAACACUCCCAGCGUUGAUGUCCCUCAGAGUUGGGUCACGGCACUGCCUCCACCGAUGUCCCUUGACGAGCGGGGGCUAAUGCGAAUGCACAACGAGUGGCGCACGCGUGUUUGGCCUCCCCAUAGGGGGAAAUAGCUCAUGCAGAGCAUGAUGACGUCCAGCGUCCGUUACAGGACCAAAAGUUAUUUAGGAUCCAGGAAGCGCCUCCAGUGGCUGUCUGGUAGACAUCCACUGAAGGCAGACUUAGUGCUGCAAUGUAAACAUUGCAGUUUCUUUGGAAUUGCAAUGUUAUACAUACAGGGGCAGUGCACCUAGACCACUCCAAUGAGCUGAAAUGAUCUGGGUGCCUAUAGUGUCCCUUUAAUGCACUUUGUAGGAGGGAGUGUCUGAUUAGCAGUAUUUAAAUUUCUCUGUGCACCUUCUCAUUUCUGUUAGAGGUAGGGACAUGAAGGAAGCUGUAUGCAGGUAUAGUAACUAACAAGCAAGAUGGAAUUAUGCUCCCCAGUUGAAAAAAAAUGUAUUAGUUGGGCCAAAAUCUAUCUAAUCUAAAGUGCUUUGUUGCUCCAGGGAGUUUCCCACUUAAAUACAGCAAAAUAGCUUUAAAUGGUGUGACUCGGUUUUUGUUUUUUUGUUUUUUUUGUCAUUGUAGACCUAACUGCCAGAACGAAAACUCCCUUUCAUAUAGUGGUUGUUCUAGAAAUCAAUUGUGUCAAGGACAGCUUGCCUUGACUUUCUCCUAACCUAUGGUUUUGUUUUAGUAUUUUUUAAAUACUAAUUUAUAGUGAAUUACAUUAUAUUUUUGCUUAAGCGCUCCACUAUUACAAGACACAUACAGCACUUUUCACGGAUAUUAAAGGAUAUACCAAGUGUUUGAGGAGCUAACUUAAUCUUAUAUCAAACAAAAGUAAGAAUAACAUUAAAAUACAUUUUUAGAAGCUCCAUUGCAUGUACAACCCUACUCUAGUUAAAUAAUAAAAUGUCAUCUAUUUUUCUAGUGAAUUCACCAACAAAUGUAUAUAUUAAUUUAAAUGGUUUCUUGUGCUUUUCUUCAGGGAGUGUUUAGUGUAGUCAAAUUCCUUACAUUCUAAUAGAAUACACUAUACAUUGCUGGAGAGCACAGCUGCAUGAACACCAAGUGAUGUCUACCUAGCUAUAAUGAGACACUGCACUACCAUAACAAAUAUGCUGCUUGGUCGCCCCUUUGCAAAAUGGUUAGCUUUCCCUGGCUCCGUUACAAAUCCAGUUAUAACCACAGCGAUUUGCAAAUAUCUCUUCAGCAAUAGGUCACAGGAGGACUAUGUACUACUCUCCAUACUAUACAAAUCCCUACUUCCCCUGACUGGGUUCCACAGUUUACUGUGAGGAAGUCUCAGCUUCAUUGCAUUUGACAGAUGAACUCAUAAAUUUGUAAACUGUAAGUGGAGCUACCAGUAAGCUGAGAGCAGCAGCUUAGUCAGCAGUUUCAUUUGUCAUAUGUGAAAAAUUGAAUUGCUGAUAACUACAUGGUGUUUAAAGAGCACUGUAGAAAAAACAGUACCAGGGGACUUCAGACACUAUUACAACAUAAGUGACAUGAAGCAGUUAUGGUGCCUACAGUAUCCAUUUAAGUAGAAACAGCAGAAACAUUAAUGGUUGACUGAUCCACUUCCUGCUCUGAGCAGUGCUCACUGCACAGAUUGCAAAGAUCCAUAUUCCGAUCACACACAGAGUCAUACUCCAAGACAAACAUAUCCAUACAUAGACCAGUAUUGACCACUUUCUUCAGUAGUCCGGUCAGUCUGUUGCGCUUGUUUUUAGAGCUGCAGAUAUAGUUAGAGUGGGUGUAAAACGCUGUGCCAGCCAACAUCCUCCAGUGUAUGUGUGUAUGGGCAGGAAGUGGAAGAGACCACAUCUUAUCAGUCUACUAACAACCUCUUACAUGGGAAAUGCACAAUGAGCAGGGUGAGUACUGAGUGCCUGCCUUUUUUUUCUUGGGUUUAUUUUGGGGGAGGGGUGGGAGGAAGGGGGGAAUUUAAAAUGUUGAGCUGACAUGCAUCUGAAUCUGUAAAACUGAAUUUAGUCAACUAGCGUCCUAGGAAUUUUGGCUCUUUCUUCUGACAGAACUGUCCACUUAAGGUCCAGCUCACAGAUGGAGAGCGGGAAUAUGUAGUUUAGUGAUUUCACACAUAUAGCACAUUAGCUGUGUGGAUGAUCCUCAGUGGAAAGUCCCAUCAGAAAUGCAGUUUGAACUGCUGUUCAGCCAUGCUUCAUUAGAGGUGGAUGAAGCUCAAUUACUAGAGUUGUCCAAUGUCAUGUACCAAGGUCAGGUGUCCAUGUCUAUAUCCAAAUGUUUCGUUUGUGAGUAGAUAGUUUGGUAAUUCAGCUGCCAACUACUUCCAUUCAUGAGUCUCGAGUAGGUAGUUAGGGGUUCAGAAAUAUGGCAGGCUGGUAGGUUUAUAUCUCUGAUCUAUAUAAUCCAUUACAAUAAUGGAGAUUAACUUCAGCCUAGAGUGUCUCCUAAAAUUGUAUAUUGUCUAAAGAUUUGGCCAGCAUAAUUUAGAAGUAACAUUGUGGGGGUGGAGCCUCACAGCCGCACUGACCGGUCGAACAUCUUGAUAGCUUCACAAGGAAAAGCUCUGUAAUGGCUCUAAUUACCGAAUUAAACUCUGAAAUAAACCUGCUGAAGUAUCCCAGAGACCAGAGAAUACCAGGACAACUGAUUUCCCUUUUUUUCUGAUCGAGAUAGGCAGCUUCAGUCAAGGGCAGACCUGUGGCCUACGAGAGGCCUAAUCACAUACCAGAUGUGAAGUUGACGCCCGUUCCCUCGGUAUGCUGCUGCAACUUAAUUUUGAGGUCUUCCCUUCAAUCUCUCCUCCCCACCCAACCGCCGCUAAAGGAUAUACCAGCACUUCAAUUUGCAUUGGGCCCUGUAAAAACGGAGUUAGAACAACAGAUAGUGCCACAGAAAAGUGUCGCUAGCUCAAAAUGGCCCUUAACUUUAUAACAUGUCCAGGCUGGAUAGAAUCUUUGAAGUGUCCUGGGCAAAGCAGAGCGCAAAGCCUCACACACAAGAAAUCCACUGCUGACUUCUCUCAGCAGGCUCAACUUGUCUACAUCUCCAGUGAGGUGGUGUGUCCCCUGCAAGAGAGAGGCUCGGCACUUAGUCAAAGGCCCUGCAGUUAGCUGAUCCUGCUCCUUCUCUUCAGUUCACUCAAAGAUGGAGUCCACAGUUUAAGCCACACUAUCGGCAGUGGCGUGCAUUACAAAAUGAAACCGAACAGCACUAACAAUGAGGGCUCUGCUCCUCUAGGGCCACAAAGUGGGGAGCGAUCAGAAGGUUUGCUGGACGGUGCCUUACCUGCAGAAGGAAUUGGAUGACCGUAUCAUGAGGCCUGGAACACUUUUCCAUGGUGCAAAGCAUCAAUCCUAGUGGUAGCUACGUUUCCACCACCUCCCUUAUACUUCAUAUGGGACCCAAUGGUCUUUCCUUAUUGUACCACAUUUUGUUUUACUAUUUUUCUUUCUUUUCUUUUUUUUUCUUAUCAGUUUUUUUUUCUGGUUACUUUGACUUAUUGAUUGCUUAGUUUUGUCUUUUCAGAAACUUAUGCUCAAAAUGUUAAUUUCACAAAUGGACAGCCUAUCAUGUCUAAGAACUAUUUACUUAAACUCUACUUGUCAAGCCAGUCUAGCAGUAGCAUACCUAUACUGUACCUUUUGUCAAAGGUUCCUCACCAGUCACUAUUUAGCCUUAACCCUUACUAAAUAUCUAGCCAGUUUUAUUUUAUUUUGAUGUUACUAAAAAAAAUGUGUUAAUAUUUCGACUGACACACACUGUUUUGAUAUACUUGUUUCUGCUGUUGGAGCAUUGCAAGCAUGUUUGUUUUCUGUUCACAACAAAUACAAAGUUUAAAGGACCACUAUAGGCACCCAGACCACUUCAGCUUAAUGAGGCGGUCUGGAUGCCUGGUCCAGCUAGGUCUAACCCUUUUUUCUAUAAACAUAGCAGUUUCAGAUAAACUGCUAUGUUUAUAAAUGGGUUAAUCCAGCCUCUAGUGACUGUCUCAUUGACAACCGCUAGAGGGCUUCCGCCCUUCUCACUGUGAUUUUCACAGUGAGAAGACGCCAGCCAUAGGAAAGCAUUGUGAAUGCUUUCCUAUGGACUGGCUGAAUGCGUGCGCAGCUCCUGCCACGCAUGCGCAUUCAGCGGAAGAGGAGGGGAGGAGGAGGAGAGCUCCCUGCCCGGCGCUGGAGAAAGAGGUAAGUUUAACACCUUCCUCCCCCCAGAGCCCGGCGGGAGGAGGACUCUGAGGGUGGGGCACCCUCAGGGCACUAUAGUGCCAGGAAAACAAGUAUGUUUUCUUGGCACUAUAGUGGUCCUUUAACAAAGAAAGACGUAUGAUCUCUGAUAAGCUAUGUGUAUUUAGGUGUGUAUGUUUCAAAUGUUUUAGGUAUAUUUUUUUAUAUAUACAAAAAGUCGUCAACUAACAAUGCACAUAGUUACAUUCUAUGAAUAGUUGCCAAUUCCUGGUUGAGUGAAAAUUGCAGUUUUUCUGUCCAUUGAUACAGUAACUUAGUGUUCUGUGAAAUUCGCCGAUUAGAUCUUCAUGUAGCAAACCCAUACUUAUUGUGGUUAGCUGUUUGUUCUUGUGCUUGUGGCAAGUGAUAAUCUAGAUUAAGAUAGGUUUAGGCAUGGGCGUCCGCAGGAAUUUUUCCAGGGGGGGUGGGGGAGGGGGGGCAUAAUUAUAAUGACAUCCAUGCUUGUUCCCUUUUUGACAUGAGAGGGAAGGGGCAUAGUUAUUAUCACAUAAAGCCAGGGUGAAUAGCGUUUUCACAACUAUGGUGUCAGGAAAUUAAAGGAACAUUCUGGUCACCAUAACAACUUAAUCUUAAUGAAAAUGCCAGGAAGCCCCUGGGUGCUGUCUUUCCCUUAAGGGGUUAAACCACUCUCAAAUGGUUUAACCACAAUGGCUUCCUCCAGCUCCAGGUCGCUCAGUGGUAUUCAGCUUCUGAAAACGGAGUGUCAGGAAGUGCAGAUUGACGUCAGGCCUGGGUGCUGCAGAUUGGCUAGCGUGGUCAGUUGACGCUCUAAGCCAAUCGCUAGUUCCUGGUUCAUAAAAAUGUUUUACUUUUUUAUGAAUGGGGAGUGCCAGCUGACUGCUCUAGCCAAUCAGCGACACCCCUACCCAGCGGCACUCUGUGCUUCCUGACACUCAGUAAAUAAAAGUGAACACAUUAACACUUAAUGUUUUUUUACCUGGGGAGAUGAGAAGGUCCAAGGUUUCCCUGCCAUGCCGAGGUACCAAAGCCUUAUGAUGUGGUGUCCAGAAUAAAGUGGAGGGUUCACUUCACUUGUCCUUCCUGCUCCAAUCUCCUUUUCUUCUCCUUCAUUUGACACAGUCUUCUUUUUCUUCUGACACUGUCUUCUCUCCUUGGCUCCUUCUGCUCCUUUACCUUUCUGCUUAUUUUGUGCCCUUCUGCUCCUUUCUCUUUCUGAUCCCUUUCUGCUCCUUCUCCUACUUUACCUUUGUGCUCCUUCUGUCCCUUUCUGCUCUUUGCAGACCCUUCCUGCUCCUUGCAGACCAUUCCUGCUCCUUGCUGACCCUUCCUGCUAAUUUCCGCUCCUUCUCCUACUUUACGUCUGUGCUCCUUCUGCCCCUUCCAGCUCAUUGCUGACACUUCCUGCUCCUAGAUGUCCCUUCCUGCUCAUUUCUGUUCCUUCUCCUACUUUACCUUUGUCCCUUACUGCUCCUUGCUGCCCUUUCCAGCUCCUUGCUGACCCUUUUCUGCUCCUUCUACUUUACAUUUGUGCUGCUUUACCUUCCAGCUCCUUGCUGACCCUUACUUCUUCUUGCUGACCCUUCCUGCUCAUUUCUGUUCCUUUGUGCUCCUUCUCCUACUUUACCUUGUGUGCUCCUUGCAGUCCCUUCCAGCUCCUUGCUGCCCCUUUCUGCUAAUUUCUGUUUCUUCUCCUUUCUGCUUCUUCUCUUACUUUACCUUCCUGCUCCUUGCUGACCCUUCAUAUAGGCUGUCUCCCCCCCCAUCCCUCACGUACCUGAUCUAUAGGCUGUCUUCCCUCCCAUCCCUUACUUACCUAAUCUGUAGGCUGUCUCCCCCCUCCCCCCCAUCGCUCACUUUCCUAAACUUAAGCUGCCCCCUCCAUCUCUAACUUACCUGAUGUGAGUGAGAGAUGGAGCGGGUGGGGGCCCUAAAUAAAAAUGGGGGGGACCUAUUGUACCCCUCCCGGCCCACAUUCAUGAGUGACAAUAGGUACCCCCCCUCCAUUUUCAUUUAGGACCCCCACCUGCCGUUCAUGGGUGAGGGCUGGGGAGAGGACAAUAGUCCCCGUCCCCCAUUUUCAUUUAGGGCCCCCACCCGCUGCUCAUGGGUGGGGGCCGGGGAGGAGAACAAUAGGUUCCCACCCACCGCCCAUUUUCAUUUAGGGCCUGCAGGGACUUUUUUAAUAGUGAGCAGCCACUGGCUGCUCUCUGUUUACUGAUAACUCAUGCCCACUUACCCUCUCAAAGAUCAUUAUUCACAUUUCACCCAUGAUGGACUUGCAUGGCCGAGUUGGACGAAACUGAAUGGUAGAUGAUACAGCAGAGGGGGUGGUGAGGAGGAGGAAAAUACAACUCAGCAGUGGCUGCUAGACCAGCAGAGGAAGUAGAGAAUUGGGUGGAAAGUGACAUCAAGAUGGGGGAAGUUGACAUAUAUAGGGUAUAUAUAUAGGUGACAGAUGACAUGGGAUGGAGUUUAAGCGAGACUGUGAAGAGAUGGAGACAAAAAGGGACAGAAGUAAAUAAAAGUAUAAUAUAAGGUUGAAAAAGCAAUUGGAGCAAGGUGAGAGUCCACAGUGCAUCAUGCAAAAUCACCACAAACUGACUUACCUCCCCAUUUUGCUUGGUCAGCCAUAAGGUUAAGUGAUGAGGCUCGAAGGAAUUAAGUGCGAUUUUGGAGAAGGAUCAUAGGGGAGAUUUGCCAAAUUGUGCUUCAGACUCAAGUAGUAUGUUGUAGCCAUUCACUGACCCCUAUGUAUAUAUGUCAGUCAUCAAUCUUGGCCAACGUGAUUCCUAUGUAAAUUGUUUUAUAGAAUAGUUACAUAGCUGAAAAGAGACUUGCGUCCAUCAAGUUCAGCCUUCCGCAAAUUUGUUUUUUGCUGUUGAUCCAAAAGAAGGCAAAAAAAACCAGUUUGAAGCACAAUUUUGCAACAAGCUAGGAAAAAAAUUCCUUCUUGACCCCAGAAUGGCAGUCAGAUGUAUCCUUGGAUAAAGCAGUUAUUACCCUACAUUGAAAGAUUAUAUCCUUCAAUAUUCUGUUUUUGCAAGUAUGCAUCUAGUAGCUGUUUGAACAUCUGUAUGGACUCUGAUAAAACCACUUCUUCAGGCAGAGAAUUCCACAUCCUGAUUGUUCUUACAGUAAAAAAACCUUUCCUUUGCCUUAGACGAAAUCUUCUAUCUUCCAGUCUAAACGCAUGGCUUCGUGUCCUAUGUAAAGUCUUUGUGAAUAGAUUUCCACACAAUGGUUUGUAUUGGCCCAGAAUAUAUUUGUAUAAUGUUAUCAUAUCCCCUCUCAGGCGACAUUUUUGUAAACUCAAUAGGUUUAAAUUUGUUAACCUUUCUUCAUAGCUGAUAUGUUCCAUUCCUUUUAUUAAUUUUGUAGCCCGCCUCUGCACUUUUUCUAGUGCCAUAAUAUCCUUCUUUAGAACAGGUGUCCAAAAUUGCACAGCAUAUUCAAUAUGUGGUCUUACCAGUGAUUUAUAAAGAGGCAAAAUGAUAUUCUCGUCCCGAGAAUGAAUGCCCUUUUUCAUUCAUGACAAUACCUUACUGGCCUUGGCCACUGCUGAUUGACAUUGCACAUUGUUGCAUAGUUUGUUGUCUAUAACAAUUCCCAAGUCCUUUUCGUGUGUUGUUAUCCCUAAUUCGCUUCCAUUAAGGGUAUACGUUGCUUGUGUAUUCUUUACGCCGAAGUGCAUAACUUUGCAUUUUUCCUCAUUAAAUUUCAUCUGCCAUUUGAGUGCCCAGUCCCCCGGUCUAUCUAAAUCCCUCUGAAGCAAAGUUAUAUCUUGCUCACAUUGUAUUAUUUUACAAAGUUUUGUGUCAUCUGCAAACACUGAAACAUGACUUUCAAUGCUGUCUUCAAGAUAGUGUUCUUAAGAUUGUGUUGCCAAGCUCAUUUUAUAUAGGACAAUUGAUGUAGAGGAUCCUGGUAGUUGACUAAAAAUCUAAAAACACAGCUGAAAGAGGAGAAAAAGUGAAAAAAUUAUUUUAUAUGAAUAUUUUGUUUAAGUAGAGGUAGUUGCUGCAAUCAUUCUAAUCAAUCCUAAUUUAUUUAUUUUUCUUUUUAAUUUAGGAGUAGAGCCAGAUACUUAGUAUAGCUAGUUGCUUCUUAAUACCAGUCUCUGGUUUUUAAUUAACUAUGACUUAAUAAGGUAUGGCAUUUAACUAAGUCUACGUAACAGUGCAAGUACGUGUGUUGUUAUGCAAGUUAAACUGGGUAUUGAUUGAAUGAAACUGAUCUUUCAUUGUAAAAGUCGUUACAACUUGUACAACAAGUUUCACACAAUUUCAGUACCUGUUAAUCCGGACAUUUACCAUAAAUACAAUAAGUUCCCCACUACCUUGUAACAAAAUAAGAAAUGCAAAAACCAAGCAAUGGCAAAAUAUGCCCAGAAGGAACACUGUGACUAACUUAAUAAAUUAAUUAAUUAAUGAAUACAGUAUUAUAUAUAGAAAAAAUGCCAAGAAAAUACUCACACUUUAUAGAGCUGCUUAGAGCUCUGCUGUAUCGUGCGUAAACAGUAUAAAAUGCAUUUUGGGAAAUAGGCGUAGUCUGAAAGGGUUUAUGAUCUCAAUGUCAGAUGGUAGUAAUGUGAAAAAAAGAAGAGACCCAACAGUGCAAUAUAAAAGCAAAUGGUACAUAAAAAAUCUAAAAUAUCCUACUUACAGAAUCCAGAGCAAGGACCUGUUCUGGUGGUAUGAAGCUCUAGUGGUAUAAUCUCCACCUUGGAUUUGCAGGGGGGAAAAAGGAAGCCGGUAAUAAAUAACAUAUAAUAAAAAACCUUCAAGGACUGUAUGUUAAAGUACUUUUAUUUAAACAAAACUAUUAAAACACCCAAAUAUAUUUUGUUAUGGCACCGAAAUAUGCUUAUAAGUGUUAUUGAUGCACAGUUGAUUUAUUAAUUUGUACUCCACAGGGCAAAAGUUACUUUUAAAUUCAAAGCAAUGAGGCAUUUAGUGGCCAAAAUACAUGGGACCUGAAGGCCCUAUCGUAAAAGGAAAGAGAAUUGGAAAUAUCAUGCCAUAAAAACAUUGCUGGAUUAGAAGGGAUGCAAAAUUUAAAAAAAGAUCCCCACACACUAAUCAAAAACUAAAAGUAAUAAUAUUAAACACACAUCCGCAGUAUACCACAAGCUUAAGGGCUGUUAGGUUGAGGAGUCGAAUCACUGCAGGUGAGAAGGAUUGCAAACCCAGCGCUACAAGAGGUACUAGGCAGGCACGCACAAAAGACAAGAGUCAUUUACGCCUGUGAUACAGCCAUAACAAAAUGGGAAAGGCAUACACUUUAGGCCACCUAGUCACAACACGCAGCCUUUAACAGUGAAAGGAACAACGGCCUUGCAACCAGGGUGGCCACGGGGGGCCGAUCACCGGCAUUGGUAUCCAUGAGUAUUGGUAUUACUCCUGGCACAAGACCAACCUGUUCUCUUGUAUGCCAACACGGGUAUAUGAGACCUGCUAUGCCUCUGUAUUACAAGGGAGAUCGUAAGUUCCCUGAAAAAUAUUAAAUAAAAACACUGGCUAAAGUCACAUAACACAAUCAUUACGAAAUGUAAGUUGCGUAUCUUAUAUAAUGUGGGUAACUAACACAAUAAAGAAUAUCAAGAAACUAUAAAAUAGAAUUGUACUAAAAUGACAUGACGUUUAUUAGCUAAUAAGAUUAAAAUGGCAUGUGUGAUCUGGCAACAUCGGUAACUCCUAAAUAGUAUACAAUUGUAGCAGCAUAAAUAUUGUAGCAGGCAACACUGUAUGUGUGUGUGUGUAUGUAUACACACUGUAUUUCCCAGAACAUAAAACCUAACCACAAAAUAAGCCCUAGCAUGAUUUUUCAGAAUGCUUGUAAUAUUAGCCCAAUCCCCAAAAUAAGCCCAAAUUAAAUUGUCAGCUGGAUGGAUGCAUUUAGUACAGGAAACAAUAUUUUGACGCUAUAACGUACCUACAGCUGCGACCCCUGCGACAGCGUUUGUCACUCCAGGGGGCCCGGACGCCCUGCCGACCUGACCAGGGGCCACCAGCUUAGCUUCAGGGCCGGUGCACAGUCGCACUAGCCGAGGCCCUGCAAUUGCUGAGUGACGAGCAGGAGGGGAGCACUGUGCUGUGCUGCUCCCCUCCUGCCGAUCGCUGCAGCUGACAGGAAGUGCUCAGUGAGAGAACACUUUCAGGCGGGUACUGCGGUAGCCACAAACUGAUACUGGAGGGGAGGGAGGUAAUGGGACUAAUGGUGGGGGCUAGGGGAGACGGACACAUAGAGGGGAGCUAGGGGAGAAAGAGAUUUUUGUACAUAAAUAAAUGUAGAUAUUUGUACAUGAAAAAAUAAGACAUCUGCUGAAAAUGAGCCCUAAUGUGUCUUUUGGAGCAAAAAUUUAUAUAUGACCUGGUCUUAUUUUUUGGGAAAUAUGGUAGUAAAACAGCAAUACACUAAAAGACAAACUAAACAAAAUUAGACCAGGUAAUGAUUGCUUAGCUGGCUUAAUGUGCCGAUGGGUUAAAAGGGUAAACAGUCACUUGGGCAAUUCUUCACAACGUUGGAGCAUAUGAAACCACAAAUACAUGCAGAGGGGAAUAUUGUACAAUCCAAGUAUUUCACCAAUAGUAUCGCAAAAGUGAGGUUAAUCCACCAUUACCAAGAUAAAUCCCAAGAUGAGUAUAAGCUGCAGUAAGAUAUUGUCCGAAUAACAGUGUUCAACACAUGAAGUGAACUGCUAUCAGUGUGACAAAAAUGUCUACGCAUUUUGACCUCUGUCAGACUUUUUCAAGACAAGAAUGUUGCACCAAUUGGUCUCUGGGCAUGUAUAUAGCCCCACAAUGUAUAUGACUCUAAGCAGUAUCUCUGAACAUCUUAAUUGGAGACAUGAUAUCUUUUCAAGAGAUCAUAAUAAUGGUAAUUUUGGGAUGAAUACUAAAACUAUUGUUGAACUACUGUUUAUUUAAAACCAUUGAAAACUCUUAAAACAAGAAGCAGCUGAUUGGUGGGAUACUAUCUUAUUACAAAAAUAUUUGGAUAAUGGUUUUAUCAAUAGAGGCUUAAAAUCUAAUAAACUUCCAAUCUUCUUGGAGAGGGAUUUUAAGAGGGAAGGGCUUGAAGCACAAGAUGUUUAUUACAUAACUUAAAGGACCACUAUAGUGCCAGGAAAACAUACUCGUUUUCCUGGCACUAUAGUGCCCUGAGGGUGCCCCCACCCUCAGGGUCCCCCUCCCGCCGGGCUGGAUGGCGAGGAAAGGGUUAAAUCUUACCUUUUUUUUUCCAGCGCCGGGCGGGGAGCUCUCCGCCUCCUCUUCGGCUGAAUGCGCAUGCGCGGCAGGAGCUGCGCGCGCAUUCAGCCUGUCUCAUAGUAAAGCAUUCAUAAUGCUUUCUUAUGGACGUUGUGUCUUCUCACUGUGAUUUUUCUGUGAGAAGCACGCAAACGUUUCUAGCGGCUGUCAAUGAGACAGCCACUGGAGGCUUUAGAGGCUGGAUUAACCUUAAUAUAAACAUAGCAGUUUCUGUGAAACUGCUAUGUUUAUAAAAAAAAAAAGGGUUAAUCCUAGAGAGACCUGGCACCCAGAUCACUUCAUUAAGCUGAAGUGGUCUGGGUGCCUAGAGUGGUCCUUUAAGAUGAAGAUUCUAUUACGAUAUCUAACAAGACAGAUUAACUCUCCUAGAAAUUAAAAUUGAUCAUUUAAAUCAAUCAGUAAUGAUUUUGGAUGAGGUUAAUAAAUUGGAUUGGAGAAUUGGAUUCCCAUAUCAAUAAAAAAAAAGUGAUUAUGAAAAAGAAAUUAAAACAUGCAAAAUCAAGAAAUUUGUAAAAGAUCAGGUGAUGACCUGGAAUACUGUCAAUAAUCUAUAUAUAUAUAUAAAAAAUUCAAAUUGGGUAAACAUCAGAAAGUUAUGAUACUUCAACUUCAAAAUGUUGUCCUAGAAAUCACAAUUGUGACCCUCCAUACAGAAGGAGGUAAAGUCAUAAUACUAUACAAGUCACAGCCCCAGUCGAUUGGUGGGAAUUGACAAUCAGCAGAACCUUAUAGCAUAGCAACAGUGAAGGGUUUGAAGUCUUCAGGAUUGCAUAGCCUAUUUACAAAAGGACCUAUAUACCUCUGUGGUUGGGAAUAGAGCAUAAUAUCACCUGUGUCGGGAGUAAAAAGUCCACAUGUAAUCAAUGAGAGAGAUAUUUGAUUCUUCUUUAUGUCCACCUACCCCAAAUAACCUAGAAUGCAUAUAAAUUGAUCAUGUGUGCUAGUAAUGCGGCUCUAUAACAUGCUAACAUGUUAGGUACUCCUACCCCUCCUAUCAUGACUGACAAUUGGAGCCAGCAACAACUUUGUAUCUUUUCACAUGGAAAAGUUCUGGUUAAAGAAAUCAAUCAAUGGAACAUGGUUUUGUUCAGAUAGGGCAGGGGCAAUUUCAGAUAGAUCAAAUAAUCAUUCCUCCACUCAAAUGCAAAGUAGUGUUGUAGCUGUUCAAUUUGUUGUGAAUGCAUAUUGAGAGGAAGGGCUUGGGUUUUCUUUUUAGGUACUAAGUUUAAUAAUACAUUUGAAAUGUAAUAAUAGUUUGAUAGUAGGAUAGGUACCAAAAGUUAAAACAAUGCCAAAAGGUUAAGAAGGGAAAUCUGAGUAUUAGUAAGCAUCAAAAUAAUAUAAUUUUCCAAUAAAAAAAAGGCUGUGUUCUGUGCCAUUCUCACGAACUGCCUAAUUUUUUUCCCAAGGGUUCCAGGAAAAUAAUAAAUAAGGAUAUAGUAGGCAUCCCAAUGUGUGCUAUUAAUGAGUAAUGUGAAGUAAAUCCAGAAAACUAUAGCCAAAGAGUGACUAUAUAAUACCAUACCAACUGUGAUAAAUUCAAAAGGGAAUCCAAACCUCUCCACAACUAAUUUUAUAAAUUGCCAUUAGACCUAUCAAAGACCUUCUCUGCAUGUCAGUAGAAGUAGUUCAAGAACUAAUGACAUUUAACAGACACCUAGUAUCCAACCUCUGUUGACCCUCAAUACAACGAGACUAAGUAUUGGCUCCUAAUUUUACUCUUACCCCAUGCUCAUCAGCAAACCUGGUGUUAUUCAGCAGCAAAUCUUGAGAAUUUGUGUUUACUACUCAAUCCCAUUGUACAGCGUUAUGGAAUUUGCUGGCGCUAUGUAAAUAAUAAAAUAAUAAUAAUAAUGCUGAGUUGACCCAUACAAAGUUGGGAUUUUUCACCAGAUUUGAUUUAUCACUACUUGAUUCCAAAGUAUGUGCAAUAUUGAAAUCCCAAUUUAUUGUGUAAAUCUGUAUGUAGACAGUACAACAUGGGGAAUAGAAGGCACAUAUGCACAUGGCUGUAAGUGAGAAGGCUAUAGUGAAACACAUAGCUCAAUCUUUUUUAAAUUCAUAUGUUUUAUAGUUCUCUCAUUACUUCUUCUUCCCUGACUACCACCUGUCCUUUAUUUGUACAUGUGUGCUACUGAAAGGCUUUGAAAGCUGUAAAGGUACUGAGAGCUGAUCCCUUUGUAAAUAAGCAUGCAUGAUGUUUCUUUGUGUUAAUUAUCAGAGUAAAAAUGUAGUCUGUCUAGCUCUUCGACUACAAUAUAAAAAUACAUACGUCUAUUGUGUGAUGCAGAAAAGUGUUGUGUGUUUACUGCCAGAAGUAGUAAACAAUUAAAAAUACACAAUUCCACGAAAAGGGUUAAAAAGGUGCUUUAUAAUUUAAUUAUUUUUUUUUUAUCCCUGACUAGUGAACUACUUAUUUUAUAUUUAUAUUCAGAAUAUUCCAUAUUUUUAUCUAGACUGCAUCCUAUUGUACAGAUGGAAUUAUACCUCUGCUUGGAAGAUGCUGAAAUAAAUCUGCUUUUGAUGUUUUUACCAAGGCAUUCUUCUUUUGUCUAGCUGACUUGGUCUAGUGUUUUACUAAUUGAUAUAUUGAUCUUUCAAGCAUACUUUAACAUUAACUUAGUCUGAGAAGCCUGCUUUUUUAAUUAGAAAAAGGGAUAGAUUUAAGAGAACAUUCCAGCGUUGUGUUGAAAAGUUGAUUUAGAUUCAGCCUCACUCCAUAGUUCCUUAAGAAAUCUGUUACUUGCUUCUAAUUUCGAAGCAAAAAUCUCCGCGACUAAGCUCUUCUCUUGUCCCAGGAGGUCGUCCAUAGUGAUGGCCUUCUCAGCCAAUUCAAAGCUUCUCAUAGAGAAGCAAUUGGGUCCUUUGGCACAUGUGCAGCAAUCUACACCAACAGAAUGCUUCUCCUAGGAACAUUGUUUGCUUUUCUAUCAGAAGCCCUCACAUGCGCUUUGAGUGAUUGCACAAAGCAAGUUAGGAAAGUAUUUUCACUUGAAAUCGGCACUUUAUAAAAUAAGAAAGAAGAGACAUUUAGGAAACUUUAUGGGAGUGGAGUAUUCAUUUAAGACAUGUAUUCAAGAAUGACAUGUUGAAAAUAUGGGAAUUAGAGGUAGGGAGUUAAAGGAACACUAUAGGGUCAGGAACACAACCAUGUAUUCCUGACCCUAUAGUGCAAAACCCACCAUUUAGGUGGCUUGCCCCCUUAAAAGGUAGUAAAACUCACUUUAUUUCCAGUGUUGCGCGGGUCUGGCCCCGCCCCCUUGGUGACAUCAUCAGAAUUGCAGAUUUUUAGCCAAUCCAAUUCUUUCCCAUGAGGAAAACAUCGGAUUGGAUAAAAUUGGUAAGGGGGUGGGGCCAAACACCAUUUUGGCCAAUCAGCACCUCCUCAUAGAGAUGCACUGAAUCAAUGCAUCUCUAUGAGGAAAAUUCAGCAUCUCCAUGCAGAGCGUGGAGACGCUGAAUGGCAGUGCUGUCUACUGUGCAGCACUGAACCAGGUAGCACCUCCAGUGGCCAUCUGAGGAGUGGUCACUUGGAGGUGUCCCUAGGGGCAAUGUAAACACUGCCUUUUCUCUGAACAGGCAGUGUUUGCAUAAAAAUGCCUGCAUAUGAUGAUUAUACUCACUAGAACAACUACAUUAAGCUGUAGUUGUUCUGGUGACUAUAGUGUCCCUUUAAGAACAGGAUAUUCGUGAACAACUAACCAAAUACAUGGUAUCGGUAAUCUUGGUUUUGCAUGAAAUGUAGGGUAGGUGUGAGGAGAUUUCAUAUUAAUUUCAUAGAACUGUGCAUGAGUAUUGAGUAUUGGUAAAGUGACACAAGCAUGUAUUGGAUCAUUUAGCAAUUAACCUAGACUAGCAGUUGUCAGAAUGAAAUGGAUAAUGACUUGAAAAUGAGUGUCCUUAUGGUGUCUGAUUUGCUGUAUGCAAAUUCUAGGGGAAUGUGAGUUUAGUAAAACUGGUGGUAAAUUAGCGGGUACAUUUUGAUACAUAAUAUGGUUAGAGAAGACCGUUUCAAUAAUUUGUACUAAUCAUAAAUACGGAUGACAUGUGUGGUUAAACUUGUUAAAAUGCAUGUUAAAAUAAGGCAUGGUCAUGUUUUGUGUCUCUUCAUCACAGCAGAAAUAAACACACUGAUUAUGGCCAAAGUACUGCAGAUCUGUAUAUAUUGUGAACUUAGCUUCAUUCUGGCUGUGUGCGUGCGUAGCGCAAUGUUUACACUUAUUAACAUAGGAUACUGUUUGUGUACACACUAAGGAAGUUUUCAUUAAACAGUGUUGAUAACCAUUUCUCUCCAUUCACCCUCUGCUUGAAGGGCAGCAGGGCCGUCUGGGAAAGUCAAAGUGCAGUUCUGUGUUUGCUCUGCUAAACCAACAAUUAUUAAAUGUGAAAUUAUCUGUGUUUGGUCUUUGCUGCCAAAUGAUAAAACAGGACAUUUAACUGCCGUUUACACCGAGGCAACCUUCCAAAAGGUAGCAUGUUCCAUUAUAAACUGCCUUAUUACAGUCAAAUUUAGUGUGUUGAUUGUCCUUCAUAUCAUUCAUUUUCUAUUCAUGUAUACAAGUUUAUAUAUUUUACUUUUUAAUUUUGUUUUGUUAGAUCUUUUUUCAUGGUUUAAUACUAUUUUUUUAUUUAAAUAAAAAAGUUAGAUAUAUAAAUUUGUAUAAUCUGAAUUUAGUACCUGGAAAAAAAAUAAAUGAAUUUCUACUUAUAUUUAAAAGGACCCUCUAAGCACAUGACAACUUUGUGUAAUUGCAUAGGUUGUAAUGCAGAUAGUGAUUCCUGCUCAGAAUGGAUAAUAACUACAGAGUUUUAUAAUAGCACUGUCCUUGGAUCAACACUGUAAAAAGGAUGCAUGCAACUUCCUCCUUUACCAAGAUCCAUUCAUUGUUGACAGAGCCUAAUACAGAACUGUGUAUGGAGUAAGGCCUUAGAUUGCUAUUUUUGAAUAAGCUUUUCCAUACUACCCAACAAUCGGGCAGGGAUAAAAUUGGAAUGAGUGAUUGGGCUCUGAGGGGCAUCGCCAGUUACAUGACCGCUGCGUCACUAGUGACACCCAUAAGAGUCAAGUCCGCUCAGAAAAGGGGCAGUCGACGGGCCCUGCAUGGUCCUAGUGCCCUCUGCACAGCAUCUAAUGAUGUGCUUGCGCUGUGCUUGCUGGCAGCGCACAUUUCCUUGGUGUCCCACAUCUAAAGUAGGAUGGCAGGACAGGCCCUUAAAAUAAGGACUGUACUGUUGGGAGGCUUGCUUUUCAAACGAUUCAAUAUAUUUGGAUAAACUUUUUUUUUAAUUAUUAUUACAAAAUAAAUGUAAAAAAAUGUUAACUUAAAAAUAAAAUAAAAGUAUUGCAAAAUUAAAAUAUUUUUCAUAAUAUGAAAACACUUUAAAAGUUUAUCCAAAAAUCCUUGUUGCUUGUUAACUCCCUUCUCCUGAUUCUCAAUGUUUUACCACCUUGGAGCGACGGGGACCUGGGGGUCCUGCCAAGUCACUCCUUUCUGUAAUCCUUCUUUGACAAUGCUACAAUAUAAAAACCUUAAAUACCUUAAAAGUGUAUCCAGAAAUAUGAAAUAAUAUGAAAAAUUUAUAGAUUAUUUUAUUUAUUUUUUGUUUUGAUUUUUUUUUAUGCAUUAGCGAUGCACAAUUCUGACUGUUGUUGAUAAAGAAACUUUCUGCUAAAAAUAAAGCCGUACAUCUUUACAUGCUCAAGUUUGUUCUAAAGUGGUAAUUUCUUAUAUUCAUUCUUUAAAAUAAAGAAUCCUUACUGCAUCGUGUUAUACACAUUCCUUGUUAUUCUUGUACAGCUAUUUUUAUUGCAUGUAUUUAUACAGCUUAAGCGUGACUCAUUAUUUACUCAUUAGGAGGGGCAUGCUUACACCUCAUGUUAGUAGUUAAUAUUUGUGCAUCAGACAUUGGAGACAAGCAAUGUUAUGUAUAAAUGGAAAAUCAUAUUUUAUUACCAUUCCUGUUACGAAGUGCAUUACAUAAAAAUAAAGUAAAAAUAUAUAUACUUGCCUUUAUUUUUACUUCUUUAGCAGCAAAUCAGUAUUUGUGGAAUUUACCAGUAGGAUUCUGGAGAUUCCUUUUCCCAUACCUCCAAACUGUCCCUAUUUAGAAGGAACAGUCCCUAUUUUGGGCCCAAAUCACUCUGUCCCUCUUUUCUUGGAGCUAAAUAUUUUUGUUGUGUCUGAGUGUAUAACCGAGCUCAGCAGAAAUAACAUUGACAUUAAUGUGUCUUUGAACUACAAUAAAUGUGUUCAGAAAUCAGUCUGUGUAAAUAAGGUAUAUUGUUCUUACUCUACUGUGUCUAUUUGGAAGGUUAGAACACCUGCUGUGAACAUUGUAAUUGUUAUUGUUUUAUCACUCAGCAUCAAAAGGUUCAUUUCCUUUGUGCAGGCCUACUUUUUUCUUUAUAUAAUGCCAGCAAAGGCAAUUUAAUUAAUUGCAGAAACUUGUUUCCAUAUUUUAUCUUUGCGGUCAUCAUAUAAAAUGAUACCAUCUAUAACUGUAAAGCUGGCUGCCCACACAUGGUUUUUUUUUUAUGACACAUGGUCCAUGAUGCAUAUUGGAAUCGCCCACAGCCAAGCAACAGCUUGCUUUCUAGAACUGACUCCAUAACAUUACAAGAGUAAUGUCUGCAUGCAAAACCCACUUAAAUUAAUUCAUUCUUGAUCAUUGCAAACCUUUUCUAUGUAGCCUUUAUCGUAUCUGGAUGGCAAUGAUGGCCAAGCACAGCUGUAUAUUGGACAGAAUUGACUCUUAUCUGAAGUUCUCAAAUACCAUUAACAGACAUGGUUUUAAAUCUAUCCAUGAUUGAAUCAGUCAUUCUCCUGUCUAUAUUUAAUUGGAUCUGUACUUAAAGGGACACUAUAGUCACCAAAACAACUUUAGCUUAAUGAAGCGGUUUUAUUGUAUAGAUCAUGCCUCUGAAAUCUCAAUGCUCCAUUAUCUGCCAUUUAGGAAUUAAAUCACUUUUGUCUCAUGCAGCCCUUGUUACACAUCCCAUGGCUGUGACUGACAGACUGCCUCGAAAAAUAAUAAUUCCAUUUUCAUUCAGAUGUAACUUACUGCAGAAGUGUUUAUCUCUUGCUCUAUACAUUUAACUUAAACCCCUUAAGGACACAUGACGGAUAUAUUCUUUCAUGAUUCCCUUUUAUUCCAGAAGUUGUGUCCUCAAGGUGUUUUAAUCACACACAGGAGGCUCCUGCAAGGUCUAACAAGCUUUUAACAGAGCAGGAGAUAAGAAGUUCUAAAUUAAACCGAAAUUUGCAAUAAAGAAAGUGUAAACGUUAGAUCUCACUUUACAGGAAGUGUUUAGGAAGGCUGUAUAAGACACAUGCAGAGGUGUGAAUAGGGCUGCAUAAACAAAGUGAUUUAACUCAUAAAUGGCAGCGAAUUGAGCAGUGAGACUGCAGGGACAUCUAUACAUCUAUACACCAAAACUAUUUCAUCAUGCUAAAGUUGUUUUAGUGACUUGACUGUCCCUUUAAGAACUUGGUCAGCUUUGUGUGAUUAAACCCAUCCUCGUAAUUAUUAUAUGAGAUAUAAUAUUGUAACUUAGCUAGUUAUAAGUAAUCUAUUGUAUUUAGUCUUAUGAUGUCAUUCUGCAUGCAUUAAGUUCUGUACAGAAACAUCACAUGGUAGGAAAAUUCACCAGACAGUGCACAGUUAUUAAUUAUUGUAUAUUUUCUGUACAGGUGUGACACACGCAUCAAUAUGGGCAGCUUGCAUCUCCUAUCUCAGUGCAGCAGUUCCACCUGCAUUACGGACCUCUGCUCAGGGCAUCCUGCAGGGACUUCAUCUUGGACUGGGCAGAGGGUGUGGUGCUAUGAUUGGAGGGAUAUUUGUCAGCUAUUUUGGUAAGUCUUUAGUAUUUUUGUGUGUUUAGUAGAUACACCCUAGUGAAAACAUGCAUGUAUUUAACCAUGCUUUUUUUCAUUGAGGGUAAAGAAGAAGAAAAAAAAAACUUGCAAAAGCUGUAGAUCUCUUGUCUAACCAAGAUCACCCUUCUAACCCUGCCCAGACUUUAUGUGGCUGUCCAAUCACAGACUUCAAUGCAGCUCAAUAAGAAGUCAUUGCAAGGCAGGUGCUUUGAGCAAUUGCCUGUCUCUUGAGUUUCACUCCACUGAGUUAAAUAACCAGGAAGUAACAGGACCGUUUGUCUGAUUGAUGAGUGGGGGUGUAACCAGGUUAAUUUAUAAAAUUGUGAAUUUCUAUUGAAGUCUGCACUCUUUGUAAAAUAAAAAAAAGAGAACACACUCUUUGCACAUAAAGCACCUUAACAAGCUGAAGUGCUUUAAGUGUCCCUUUAAGACAACAUCUGCGAGAGGUAAUGACUUAUUUAACAGGAGGGAAGGUGGCCAGGGACCUAGAUGUGUUUUUACAACUAUAGUUACAAAAAUGUAGAUAGGAGCUGCACUCAAUCCCAGCGAGCAGUCUGUGCACUGGACCAGGACCAGCAAUCACACAAAGAUAAGGCAACAAAAAGAAGAUCUCCAGGCACUCAGGGUGUUCACACCGCAGGCAGGUUUAAUGGUACAAAAAAGAACAGCAACGUUUCAACCUGCCAAGAGGUCUUUGUCGAGCAUGUUUGUAUUCAUGACACUAUAGUGUUCCUUUAAAUAUAGAGACGUAUCCAAUGGGCAGCUAUUCAAUAGUAAAACAAAUAUAAUCCACACACAAAAAAAUGCAACAAUGUUAAAGGGACACUAUAGUCACCAAAAUUACAUUAGCUUAAUGAAGCAGUUUUGGUAUAUAGAUCAUGCCCCUGCAGUCUCACAUCUCAUUUCUCUGUUGUUUAGAAGUUAAAUCACUUUGUUUUUGCAGCCCUAGGCAUACCUCCCUGCAUGUGACUUACACAGCCUACCUAAAUACUUCCUGUAAAGAGUCAUCUAAUGUUUGCACUUCCUUUUUUUGCUUAUUCUGUUUAAUUUAGAAUAUCUUAUCUCCUGCUGUAUUAAUAGGUUUCUAGACCCAGCAGGAGCCUCCUGUGUGUAAUUUAAGUUCACUUUACAAAGCAGGAGAUAAAAUCGUUUAAAGUAAGUUUGAUAAUCAUAAACAAACGUGAUUUAACUCCUAAAUGGCAGUGUGUUGAGCAGUGAAAUUGCAGAGGUAUGUUCUAUACACCAAAACUGCUUCAUUAAGCUAAAGUUGUAUUGGUGACUAUAGUGUCCCUUUAAGUAGCUUAUAAAUAGCAGAUGCUUUUCUGUGCACCAGCAAUUACAAUCAAGGUAAAAAAAAAUCAUAUUAAAAUUCACCAGAAAAACCUGGAGCUUGGAAUACAACAGCUUGAUAAAAUACUUGUAGAUGAUAAUUACUCUGCAUUAUUACUCUUGGAUUAAGAUUGAAUCAGCUUUGCAAAGAACAAGUUACCUCCACAGUGUCUAAAGAGUAAUGAUUUCAUGCCCAUACUCAGAUAAAAGCAUACAGUUUUAUUUAUUGACAUUAAAAAUAAAUAUAAGAAAUAGCUCAUCAUUUCUUUCUACUAGCUAGGCCUUCCUAUUAUUUUCCAAAAGAGUGAGUAAGAAUCAAUUUAUCGUGAUAAUGCAUUGUAUGCAUUGAAAAGUUAGAGCAUUGAACACAUACCCGUAAAAAGGCUGCGUUGUGCUAAUGCAUGACUAGCACAUACACAAAGGGAUAAGAGAGGAGAGGUUUCCAAUACACAAGGAACUGCACUCCAUCCCAUCACUCUGAGCCAGGGUGCAACCAAACCAGGACUCAGCACCAGGUCCCAAAUACAAUAUGAAUAAAGCACAAAGAGGUUUAGGCACUCCAGGGUUCAGAAACAGCAGUUUAUUGAAGCCUAAUGUCACAGGAGAGGUCACCAGCCACUGGAAGACAUAACACUAUUUACAUAGACAGCCUUUCUAACUAUAAAAAGCAAAGCAAAAAAGUUACUUGUGCACUAUCCCAAAUCCCCCAUGCACACCUAAAUUACUGGAGGUUUUCUAGCACCACUCCAAUGGCCAUUUAAGUUCAAGCUCGCCUGCCACAUCAAAGCAAAACCUUCUAGGUGAGUCCUUCACUAACAAUUCCCCAUGCUAAAAGGUCAAAUAUCUAAUGAGAUAGAAAUAGGUAUUUUGCUAGACCCCUAAACACGUAUUAAUCCUUAAUGGGGAACACAUGGGGUGGGUGGCAGCACUGUAACAUGGCUGUGUAGUACAAAAGCAAAUACAAACAUACAAAAUUAAGCCAUGCGCUCAAACUCUCACUAGUCCUGGGUGGCAGCAAUGACUAUAGCUCUCAUUAGAGGACUAGUAUGAGCUAAGGAUAGCAAAGUGAAUUGUUCAUGUAGGACUCACCUAGGAAGUUUGCAUUGACUUGGCAGGGAAGCUUACAUCUAAUGGCCAUUGUCCACUAAAAAACCUCCAGUUAUUUAAAUAUUCUUAGGGAUUUGGGAUAAUGCGCAAGUAACUCUUUUCUUUGUUUUUUAUUUUAUGUAUUGGGGCUGGUGUGUACUACGGUCAUUGCUGCUUCCCAGGAGUUGUGGGAGUUUGAGCGCAACACAAAUUUGUUGUAUUUAUACACUGAGCAAAAUUAUAAACGCAACACUUUUGUUUUUGCCCCCAUUUUUCAUGAACUGAACUCAAAGAUUUUUCUAUGUACACAAAAGGCCCAUUUCUCUCAAAUAUUGUUCACAAAUCUGUCUAAAUCUGUGUUAGUGAGCACUGUGGUGACAUGUCCGGUGAGUAUGCUGGCCAUGCAAGAGCUGGGAUGUUUUCAGCUUUUCAGGAAUUGUAUACAGAUCCUUGCAACAUGGGGCCGUGCAUUAUCAUGCUGCAGCAUGAGAUGAUGGUUGUGAAUGAAUGGCACAACAAUGGGCCUCAGGAUCUCGUCACAGUUUCUCUGCGCAUUCAAAAUGCCAUCAAUAAAAUACACCUAUGUUUUCCAAAACAUAUGCCUGCCCAUACCAUAACCCCACUGCCACCAUGGGCCACUGGAUCCACAACAUUGACAUCAGCAAACACGAUACACUCCGUCUGCCAUCUUCCCUGUACAGUGAAAACCGGGAUUCAUCCUUGAAAAGAACACCUUUUCAAAGUGCCAGACACCAUCGAAUGCGAGCAUUUGCCCACUCAUGUCGGUUACCAUGAGGAACUGCACUCAGGUCGAGACCUCGAUGAGGACGGCGAGCAUGCAGAUGAGCUUCCUUGACAGUUUGUGCAGAAAUUCUUUGGAUUGCAGCAGUUGUCCGGGUGGCUGGUCUCAGACGAUCUUGGAGGUGAAUAUGCUGGUUGUGGAGGUCCUGGGCUGGUGUAGUUACACGUGAUCUACAGUUGUGAGGCCGGUUGGAUGUACUGCCAAAUUCUCUGAAACGCCUUUGGAGACGGCUUAUGGUAGAGAAAUGAACAUUCAAUUUACGGGCAACAGCUCUGGUGGACAUUCCUGCAGUCAGCAUGCCAAUUGCAUGCUCCCUCAAAACUUGCGACAUCUGUGGCAUUGUGCUGUGUGAUAAAACUGCACAUUUUAGAGUCGUCUUUUAGUGUGGCCAGCCUAAGGUUCAGUGUUGCGUUUACAAUUUUGUUUAGUGUAUUUGCUUUUGUAACACAUAGCCAUGUUACAAUACUGUCGCCCAACCCAUGUGUUCCCGUUUAAAGGUUAAUAAGUAUGUAGGGCUUUAGAAAAAUACCCCUCUCUGUCUCAUUAAAGGACCACUCUAGGCACCCAGACGACUUCAGCUUAAUGAAGUGGUCUGGGUGCCUGGUCCAGCUAGGGUUAACCCAUUUUUUAAUAAACAUAGAAGUUUCAGAGAAACUGCUAUGUUUAUAAAUGGGUUAAUCCAGCCCUCAAAGCCUCUAGUAGCUGUCUCAUUGACAGCCACUAGAGGCGCUUGCGUGAUUCUCACUGUGAAAAUCACAGUGAGAACACGCAAGCGUCCAUAGGAAAGCAUUGUAAAUGCUUUCCUAUGAGACUGGCUGAAUGUGCGCGCAGCUCUUGCCGCGCGUGCGCAUUCAGCCGAAUGGGAGGAUCGGAGAGCUCCCUGCCCAGCGCUGGAAUAAAGGUAAGUUUUACCUCUUUUCUCUCCCCAGAGCCGGGCGGGAGUGGGACCCUGAGGGUGGGGGCACCCUCAGGGCACUAUAGUGGUCCUUUAAAGAAUUGUCUACCUGAAGCUGAAAGAAGGAAGGUGAAUUGUUAGUGUAGGACUCCCCUAAGAGGUUUGCCUUGGCGUGGCAGGUGUGCUUACCCUUAAAUGAAAAAUCGCCAGUUAUUUAAAUGUGCAUAGUGAUUUGGGAUAGUGACUCUUUUCUUUGGUUUUGAUGGUUACCAAUGGCCCUUUAUUUUAGAUUGCUGUUGGUUUGGUUUUGUGCAAGAAUUACAGCUCUCCUUACUUGUGCACUAGCUGCAGUUGCAAAACUAGUCACUGUGAAAUUUAAAUUCCAUGUGUGUAUAAUAUUAUAUACUGGCUCUUAGCAUCCAUUGCAUUGAAAAAUCAUAAUGUAAAAAAAGAACCAUGCUUAUUUUGUGAUGUUGACCCAGUGUGACUGAGGCGGGACCGCUGUCUGUUUGUGAAUUGCUGUAUUAUAUAUGUUCUGUAUUAUAUAUGUUCUGUUCCUUGUGCUUUUCGUAUAAAUGUGCCUGCUCCCCGUUCAGAAGGGCCUACACGAAGGGAAUGCAUUCCCCUCCCGAAUGGGGACCACCCCGGCAACUCACUUAGAAUGUUGCUUUAGAACAUUCGCACCUCGUAAUGAGGUGUCAAAGCCACAAACCGCAAGGGAAGCCUCGGUGUGUGCCUCCACUGGGUGGUGGCCCGUUCGUUAUAUGAACGCCGUCCAGGGGGAGCAUUCGAGGAUUGCUUCCCACCUCGUUCUGUUGCCAAACGAGAACCUCCCCAGUGCCCCUUGGAAUGUUCACACCAAUCAAUUAGAACGUUGGCAACUUGCAACAUAAGUGUGAAACCGCAAGGGAAGUAAUAAAUGAGUGCUCUCCUGGGUGGCCGCCGUUCGUAUAGACGGGCGGUGGCCAGGGGGAGCAUCCGUGUCCCAAAAGGAGACGCUUCCCUUGCCUCGUUUCACCCAGGGACCCCACGAACAGAGGCUGCUCGUGGCGGUCACCGUUCUGGGAACCCUGAGAUUGGUGGGGACACUCUUUAGGGACAAUGGCGGUUUGGCAGGCUUUCUGUGACUGGGAGUCCAGGAGGCUGGAAGCUUUCCUGCGCUGGGGCUCCCCGGUACAGAGGCUCACCGGAUAAAGUCCCCGGAGGCGGAAACCCUGAGGAUGGGUGGCGGGAACAGGGGACAAAGUGACUAGAGUACCGUUUCCAUCAGGAGACCCCUGGGAGGGCGGGGGGCUCUGGGAGGGGACACUGAGUGGCGGGAACAGUGGACAAAGGGACUGGGGUUCCAUUAUGCGAGGACCCUGGGAGGGCUCAUUGGCUUUCUGUGUGAUCCACCCCUUGCAUGGGGAAAAGUAUAAAGCCGCAUGUGGCCAGUAAAGUUGUUGUUGUAACCCCAGGACUGUGUGGGAAAUGGGUCUCUCUGUAUUCUAACUGACUCCCUUCUGGGGAAGGACAUGGCUGAGCAGGGGCAGCCAAUCGGGUUGCUAGGAGGCCCGCUACAAUAACGUCUUAGUGACUUAGAUUUCUGUUUCAUUUUUAGGUGCUGCAGAAACAUUCCGGGGGGUCGGAAUGGCAUCUCUUGUCAUUCUACUGCUCUUUGCUCUCAUUCAAUGGGUGGCAGUUCCAGAGAAAGGUGAAGGUACUGUGUGUAUUUCAGUGUUAUCAAAAUGUGUGAAGUUAAACUGAGUGUGGAUUCUGUGUUCUUAAAAGUUAUAAAUAUCUAUGUUCUGAUGCUCAUGUCUCCUCGUGGUGGACAGGGGUAAUCAUGGUCUCUCUUGCCAGUCUCAACAAUUUGAGCUACAGUAGGUCUUCUGUGUGAUUGGCUUCCCACGUGCAUUAAUGAGCCUUGGGGGACCAUGACCAUGGUUAUCCUUCUUUGUGCCAUGUUUGGUAGGUAUUAACCACUGUAUACCAGGACUAUCCCCACAAGACUUGCUAUUUUGGAGAUUCUUUGAUCUAGCCAUCACUACUUGGCCCUUGUCAUUGCUACUCAAAUCAUCAUCAUGAAAACAUGAAAGUGAAGAGCUGACUGUUCACUUGCUGCUUAAUAUGACCCCCUUGACAUUGUAAAGAUAUAGUGAGUGUUAUUCACGUCACCUGUCAGUGGUGUUGUGGCUGGUCCGUGUAGACCCAGGGUCAACAACCUAUGGCACACAAGGUGGCUUUGCACAGCACGCCAGGCUGGCAGACCCACACAGGCUGGGGAGAUCCUCAGAUCUUCCCUGGAGCUGGCCUACCAGGUCCCCCAGUGGAACUUCUUCAGAUAUGUGCUAGUGCCAAACAAACGUUUGGAACUAGUGGUAAUUGCAGCAGGUGGAGCAAUCCUCAAAUUACUCAGUGCACUGCAACCUCAGCCCUUUGCUUGUACCUGGCUAGUCUGGUACCCACUGGCCCCCAGGGCAGCCACCGACAUAGCCAGACAAACAGAUACAGCUGCGGAAGAAGGAUCCCCUUUAUACAAAUAACACAAACAGCCCUUAAACAAACAACCCCUCUGCUGCAACACUGGUACAUAACACAAGCAAAAUACAACAACAUACAAAUAGGACCAGCAUUUCAAGGGACAUCAAAGUCUUGUUUUGGCACAGUGCUGCUGUAGACUGUGGUUUACAUGAUGCUAAGCUAGGCGAUUAACUGUCUUUUCUGUGUUCUGAUGCACACCCACUCAUCCCUAGCUUCCUGGUGCCUCAUUAUGACAUCAUAUAUGACAUGGAACCCUCCUAUCGGUCUCCUUUUAUAAUGUCAGUCUUUGUGGUGCUUUUUGAUGAUGUAUAACCAAUCACAACCCAGUACAGAAUAUAAACUUCCUGGUUAUCCUAGUUGUCUAGCCCGGCCACUCUAAGGGCCGAUAUGCAUACCUUCCAUGCAUAUAUCUAAAGGAGCACUAUAGGGUCAGGAACACAAACAUGUAUUCCUGACCCUAUAGGGUUGAAACCACCAUCUAGCCCCCCUGUCCGCCUCAUGUCUCCCUAAAAAUAGUAAAAUCUUACUUGUAUUCAAGCCUGAAGCUGCAGGCUUUGUCACUGUUUCCUUUUGACCUGCCCGCUGCCUGCUGACAUCAGCAGAAGUGGUAGCCUGAUCCAAUCACAAUGCUUCCCCAUAGGAUUGGCUGAGAUUUACAAAGAGGCAGAUCAGGGGCAGAGCCAGCACAAUUCAAACACAGCCCUGGCCAAUCAGCAUCUCCUCAUAGAGAUGAAUUUAAUCAAUGCAUCUCUAUGAGGAAAGUUCAGUUUCUGCAUGCAGAGGGAGGAAACACUGAAUGUUUGGAUGCAUUUUAGGCAGCCAUGACCCAGGAAGAAUCUCUAACAGCUAUCUGAGGAGUGGCCAGUGAAGUUAUCACUAGGCUGUAAUGUAAACACUGCAUUUUCUCUGAAAAGACAGUAUUUACAGCAAAAAGCCUUAAUGUAAUGAUUCUACUCACCAGAACAAAUUCAAUAAGCUGUAGUUGUUCUGGUAACUAUAGUGUCCCUUAAUUUUGUGUGUUAGGGUCAUGCCAAUCCUAACAUUAGAUCGUAAUGUGAAUCCUCGUACACAGCUAGAGUGCCUAGGGCCGCCAUCAGGGGGUGACAACCAUGACGGUUGUCACGGGCCUGGCGGCCCUGGGGGGCCCGGCCGCCUGAGCCCCACGUGUAGCGGCGAAACUGCAGUUGCACCGGGGCCGCACGCUGUUGGGGCCCAUUGGGUGGCCCAAGCACUUAGGGCCACCCGAUGGGCCCUGUGUCUUCAGGGGCCCGGUCAGCGCUGCGGCCGUGCAAUUGCGCGACCGGGCCCCUUUUUAAAAAUCUCAGCCGCAAAGUACUGCUGGGAGGAAGUGGCCGUCACUCCGUGCCGCGCGGGAGGGAAGAAAGCCAGGCCGCGGGAGCCACGCUGACUCCCAUCAGCCACAGCCUUCCACCUGCAAAAAAGGUAAGCAAAAUUAGCUGUAUGUUAGUAUGUAUUUAUGUAUGUUAAUAUGUAUGUAUGUAUGUUAAUAUGUAUGUUUAUAUGUUAAUAUAUAUGUCUGUAUGUUAAUAUGUAUGCAUGUUAAUAUGUAUGUCAGUAUGUGUGUGUGUGUGUGUGUGUGUGUAUGUAUGUAAUAUGUGUCAGUAUGUAUGUAUGUGUGUGUGUCUAUCAGUAUGUAUGUAUGUUAAUAUGUAUGUGUGUGUCAGUAUGUAUGUAUGUCAGUAUGUAUGUUUGUGUGUGUCAGUAUGUCAGUAUGUAUGUUUGUAUGUAUGUCUGUGUGUGUAAGUCAGUAUGUGUAUGUAUGCAUGUCUGUCUGUGUGUAUUUCAAUAUGUAUGUAUAUGUUUGUGUCUGUCUGUCUGUUUGUGUGUGUGUGUAUUUAUGUCCUUAUGCGUGUGUGUGCAGUGUGCAUAAGAAUUAGUUCAUAUUGUUUAUUGUCCGGCCCCCAACAGUGUCUGAGGGACCAUGAACUGGCCCCCUGUUUAAAAUGUUUGAGGACCCCUGUCAUUAUGUAUGUAUGUAUGCAUGUAUGUCAGUAUGAAUGUAUGUUUGCAUGUCAUUAUGAACAUAUGUCUGUGUGUAUGUGUGAAUGGAUGUCAGUAUGUAUGAAUGUAUGUAUGUAUGUCUGUAUAUAUGCCAGUAUGAAUGUAUACCAUUAUGAAUGUAUGUGUGUGUGGAUGUCAGCGUCUGUAUGUCUGUGUGUAUGAAUGUAUGUCUGUGUGUAUGUAUGUCGGUGUAUGUAUGGGUAUGCCCUCAUGCAUGUGUCUGCCACUAUGUAUGCCUGUGUGUCUGUAUAUAUGUGUAUGUCUGUUUUAGUAUGUGUGUCUGUUAGUAUCUAUAUGUGUCCUUUUGUAUCAGUGUGUUUUUGUGUCUGUGUGUGUAUUCCUGUGGGCGGGAUUUGGGGGCGGACCCUGUGGGCGGGAUUGGAGGCGGGCCUCAGGGGGCCCAGACCCUGAACUGAGUUAGGGGCCCCAAAAUUUCUGGUGGCGGCCCUGAGAGUGCCUAUGAGAUGAAGAUAAAAAACAUGGAGUAUAUAGCUAGGGCUUUAAAAUAUAGGAAGAGAGGUGAGAACUCUGAAUCCUGGGUUCAUGUCAAACUCCUGUUUUCAUAAGUGUUCUCAAAUAGAAACAUAGGCACCUUAUUUGUUAGAGAACUCGCCUGCUCCGUAAACUAAGCAGGUCUUCAUAGUUUUCUGCAAGCCACAAGGUCAGGACCAUCUUUAACAUUAAAUGGCCAAUAGAAAGCCUUUAUGUUUACCCUCCUUAUCACCUCUUUCCUAUGAUACACCAGCUCCCCAACAUUUGUGUCCCUUCUCUAUUACCAUUUCUUGUGCAAAGCAGCUAUUUGAUUUCCACUGCUACAUAGACUUUACUGCAAACAACAAAGAAAGUAGUUAAACAACAAAGUUCCCAUGAAGGCACUGUGCCUGUCAAGAUACUGGCAGUGUUCCAUUCCCAAAAAUAUAUUUCUGGAUGCCAUCCAGCUCAUUGUGGUUGCAGGAAUGGCCAACUGCACACAAAAAAUAAAUUUUAUCAAAUAAAAAUUGAAAAUUGUUUCUGUACAUUAGUUAGCCAUUACCUGAAUCAGACAUGGCCAUCCACCUCUUCUGGGUUCUGUUAUAAAAACAUGUAAAUGAUACUGCAGGCAUGAUGAAAAAGUUUGUGUCUAGGCAAUAUUUAAUUUUAAUAGAUUUAGCAGCAACCACAUUACUCUUUUGCUUAAUAAAUCAAACGUUUUCUCUCUGGCACUGUAAGUAUCCUGAUCAUUAGAUGAACAUUCUGAGUUGAUUAACCAUGGCAUUUGUGUUUUGCUGAUAUCUUGCUUUUGUUGCAGAUGAAACCAUGCUAGCAGAGAGAAUUCCUGUUCCCUCAAGCCCUGUUCCCAUAGCAACUAUCGACCUGGUGCCCCAGCACCCUGAGAACAUGAUGCCCAUCCAACGCAAGCUUCCAUCAAAAAAAACAAAGCACCAAGAGGAACAGGAAGAUGUGAACAGACCAGCCUGGGGAAUAAGCUCUUCACCAUGGGUCACCCUCGCAUUCGCCUGUUACCAGAUUAAAGAAAUGGUUAAACUUUCCAAAAACAAUCAGGCCUCCGAAAAUCAGCCUUUGCAGGUAAACUUGCAUAAACAUUGAGGUGAAUGGUGUCCGUAUAGUAUGAGCAGAAAGUAAAUACAGUACAUUCAAGGAAAUUAGAUUAGAAAGAUUUAAAGCAAUACUCAAAGCACCAUAACUAUUUCAGCCCACUGCAUUGGUUAUGGCGCCUAUAGUGCCCUAGCUGCCUCCUGGGAUAAGUUGUAAAAAGUUUGAUAUAUUACCUGAGGUUUUUGGAAUCCUGAUCACCUCUUCCAGUGGCGCUCGAACCUCUUACAAGUAGCUUCAUCUAGCUCCAGUGAGCCAAGUCCUGCACCACAGGUAGUUUUAUUACUUACCCUGUGUUCCUUUAGAAGUCGGUGACAAUUAUUCACUAAAGAUCAAGUUGCUGUUAGUGUGCAAGCAAGCUUAAAAAAAAAAAACCUCCAAUUUGACAACUCACUAAAUGCAAUUCUAUUCUAAUUUCAACUGGGUCAGAAUUAGAAUGCAAGGCCCUGUUGCAUAUAGCUUGGUUUAAAAUAUAACCUAAAUUGCAAAAAAAAUUAAUUCAUGUACAUGAUGCGAUCAGUCUUAUAUUUUGUAAUAGUUUAGUAUUUACCCCCAGAACAACUCAUACCAAUUUACAUCAGCUGGUAAUAAUUACCUCUGGGAUGUUGCUCGAACUUGUCUUUAAUAUAUAGGUGACAACUUGAAUCUAAAUGAAUAAUAGUUUGUAUUUUAAGUUCACAUUUGUUUAAAUGUUCAGAUUAUUCUACAGAUAGUGUUAAUAGAUUUAAGUCUAACUGCUGCAAAACAAGUGUAUCAUCACAUAAACCACAUCCCGUCUUAGGCUUCUGUUAUGUCACUAGGUAGUUACAUAGGCUAAAAAUAGACUAACAUCCAUCAAGUUCAGCCUUUCUCACAAUUGGUUUUUGCUGUUGAUCCAAAAGAAGGCAAAAAAACAAACAGUUUGAAAAUGGGUUGAAAAUGCAGAUUUGUCACCUUCCUUGCUUGACCAACAGGUUUUAUUGUCCCGAACGCAACCUACUUCAGUAGUGUGUGUGACAUAGUUGUGGUGGUGAAAGGGUUAAAGUUCACUAUUUGUCUGCACUAGACCGCAAAUAAUGACAAAAAUGCCCCUUAACCCCUUCAGGACGGGUGACGGACGAGGUCCGUCACACGGGGGAGACCCUUAACGACGGGUGACGGACCUCGUCCGUCACGCGGUAAAAUUAACCCCGGAUCGCCGCUAUCGCGGCGAUCGCGGGGUUAAUGGUGCUCCCGGUAUGCCUCUGCAUUGGAGGCAUACCGGGAGCACCCGGUCAGUCUGCCCAGCACAUGUGCUCGCUCUGACCGCAAGUCAGCGAGCACAUGUGCUCUGUAUACUCACCUACCGGCUCCCUGCACUUCCGGGUUCUGUGUGAAGUGCAGGGAGCCGGAUCAGUGAUGAUCCUGCCCCCUGCUGUUAAAAAAAAUAAAGUUUAUUUAAAGUGUCCCCCCCCUUACCCAUUUUAAUAAAAAAUUAACCCAUUCCCUGCCAAUUGAUCACUGACUACAGUGAUCAAUUGGCAGGGAUUACAUUUUACUAUGAUCUGAUUUUUUUUUUUAACCCCUGAGGGUUAAUUCAACCCUCAGGGGGUAAAUUAAUUAAAUUAAUUAAUUAAAUUAUUUUUAAAUUAUAUAUUUAGAUAGCUGGGGUGGGUGGAAGUUAGUGGGGAAUUGGGGGAUUUGGCGUUAGGCUAACUAGGGGUUAACGUUAAAAAAGUUUUAAAAGAAACUUUAAAAAGUUAAAAAUUAAGCUUAAAAAAAUGUUUUAAUAACAUUUAAGUAAAAAAAACAAAAAAAACACACUUUACCUAGUCCAAAUAAAAAUUAACCCCUUCCCUGCCAGUCGAUCACUGCCUACAGCGAUCAAAUAGAGAUCACAGUAUUAUACUGUGAUCUAAUUUUUUUUAACCCCUGAGGAUUAACUUUUAUUCAUUUUUUUUAACCCUCAGGGGUUCAAUUUAUUUAAUUAAUUUUAAAUAUUUUAUAACUAUAUAUUUUGCUAGCUGGGGUGGGUGGGAGUUAUGGGAAAAUGGGGAAUUUACUGUUAGUGCUGCGUACUGCUAGUUAGGGGUUAACGGUAAAAAAAAAAGCUUAGAAAAAUGUUAAAUCUGUAAAAAAGUUUUAAGAAAGUUUAGGAAAGUUUAAAAAAAAUUUAUAAGCAAAACAAAAGUUUAAAAACUAGUUUUUAAAAGUAAAAAAGUUAUAAAAAGUAAAAAAAUACAUUUUAAAAACGCUCAUUACCACUACACCUGGAACAAACUAGAGAAAAAAUUAUCCCACGCCAAGGUUCAAAAUAUGCCUUUUGAAUUACCCCAGGGUGUAUUCUUUAAUAAAUAGUAUGUGUUUGUGGGGAAGUUUCAAUAACCAACCGUCUAAACUACUCCAAAUUGGAACAUGGACACAGCGUAAAACUUCAAAGUUAGAAAAAACUGAAUGGCUGCGUCUCAAAUGCGCCCCUUCAACAUCCACAUAUACCUGGCAAAGGUACAUACGGGGGUAUUGCUGUACUCAGCCGACAUAGCUGAGCAACAUAUGAAGUAUUAUACAGUCAUAGUACACAUAAGGUUUGCAAAAUAUGCUGCGCAAACUCACUUUGUAUGUCAAAAAGGCAGAAAAAUGCUUAUUACCACUACACUUGGUACAAGCUAGCGGAAAAAUGAUCCCACGCCAAGGUUCAAAAUAUGCCUUUUGAAAUACCCUGGGAUGUCUUCUUUAAGAAAUGGCAUGGCUUUAUGGGGAAUUUGGAUUAUAUAGCCUGGUAAAAUACUCUAAAAUGGGACAUAGGCACAGCAUAAAAAUUCAAAGUUUGAAAAAAAACUGGAAUGGCUGUGUCCCAAAUGUGCCCCUCCGAUGUCCACACAUACCUGGCAAAGGUACAUACGGGGGUAUUGCUGUACUCAGCCGACAUAGCUGAGCAACAUAUGAAGUAUUAUACAGUCGUAGCACACAUAAGGUUUGCAAAAUAUACUGUGCAAACUCACUUUGUAUGUCAAAAAGGCAGAAAAAACGCUUAUUACCACUACAUCUGGUACAAGCUAGCGGAAAAAUGAUCCCACGCUAAGGUUCAAACUAUACCUUUUGAAACACCCUGGGGUGUCUACUUUAAGAAAUGGUAGGCCUUUGUGGGGUAGUUUGAAUUUAAAACCUGCGAAGAUGCUUGGAAAUUGCACAUAGGCACAGCGUCAAAAUUCAAAGUUUGGUAAAAACGGAUAUGGCUUGGUCUCCUAUAUGGCACUGUAGCUUCACAAAAUAGUGACAAAGACAUUCAUUGGGGGUGUAUUUUUACUCAAAAGACUUAGCUGAGCAUAAUUUGGGAGGUUUGAACUUAGUGGCACAUAUGAAAUAUACAAAACGCCCAGCAAAAAUGCAAUCCGUAUGUAAAAAAUGCACAAAAUAUUUUUUUACCACAUACUUUGGCAUAUAUUGGUGAAAAAAUGGGGUAUGUUAAGGCACAAUAUGCACCUUAUGAGAUACCCUGGAGUGUCUACUUUUACAAAUGGUAGGCCUUUGUGGGGUUUUUUGAACAGUCAAACUGUUAUAAUACCCCAAAUGGAAGCUAAGGCUCAUUAAAUCCAUCUCUCAAAAUUCUACUGUGAAUACUGUAAAGGACAGGUCUCCUAUAUGGGACUGUAGCUUCACGAAAUAGUGACAAAGACAUUCAUAUGGGGUGUCAUUUUACUCAGAAGACUUAGCUGAGCAUAAUUUGGGGGGUUUGAACUUAGUGGCACAUAUGAAAUAUACAAAACGCCCAGCAAAAAUGCAAUCCGUAUGUAAAAAAUGCACAAAAUUAUUUUUUACCACAUACUUUGGCAUAUAUUGGUGAAAAAAUGGGGGCAUGUUAAGGCACAAUAUGCACCUUAUAAGAUACCCUGGAGUGUCUACUUUUACAAAUGGUAGGCCUUUGUGGGGGUUUUUGAACAGUCAAACUGUUAUAAUACCCCAAAUGGAAGCUAAGGCUCAUUAAAUUCAUCUCUCAAAAUUCUACUGUGAAUACUGAAAAGGACAGGUAUCCUGUAUGGCACUGUAACUUCACGAAAUAGUGCAAAAGACAUACAAUGGGGGUGUCAUUUUACUCAGCAGAUGUAACUGAACACAAAAUAAAACUUUGUACAGGAAUAGCACACACCAACUUUACAAAAUAUACACGAGAAUUUCUCUGUUAUAAGUUUGUGUGCCAAAAACCAAAAAGAACACAAUUUUACUCCAAUAUUUAGCAGAGGUUGGCGGUGAAAUGGCUACGUAGAAAGUGUCAAAACAACCUUAGGUAAAUAGCCCGUGAUGUCUACUUUAUAUAAAUAUAUACUUUUGUGUGGCAAUUUUGUUUUCUUUUAUGGCUAUUAAGCUUACAAGACAAACAUACCAAAUUCUAAAAUCGCUCCACAUUAAAAGUUUAUUUUACUCCUUGUGCUUUGUGACCUGUAACUACCAAAAAAAACUUAAAAUCCCAGACACAUUAUAUAUUCUGUAAAUCAGAACAAAUAAAUAAAUUUAUUUUUAAUUACUUUCCUUAACCUGCACUAAUUAUGCACACAUUAUUAUUGCAAAAACUGUAAAAAAAAACAAUAUUUUUCAUUUUUUUUGCAUUUUUCUGUAUUUUUUUUAUAAUAAGUAAGCAUUUAUAUAUAUAUAUAUAUAUAUAUGUUAUAUCAAAUUAAAGCCCUUUCUGUCCUUUAAAAAACAGUAUAUAAUAUGUGUCGGUGCAAUGAGAGAGAUGCAAAUUGCAGUUGAACGCAAACAGCAAGAAAAUGCAAAAAUUGCUUGUGUCAUUAAGCGUAAGUCAAGCUUCUGAAGCUGUGUCCUUAAGGGGUUAACACCACCCACACUUAAGCAUAAUAAAAUGCCUUGGCCCCUCAGGUAACUUUAUAAGAAAACCCACCAAAUAUAACUUAGCACAAUAUUUAAGCAAUUGCAAAACACUAAUAAGUCUCUUCAGGUAACGUGAUUCUUUACCAGACAAAGGCAGAACUUAAUAAAGGAAUAUUUAUUAUGAACAAAAAAUAGUCACAGUGCAUACAAAAAUAUAGAUGAAAAUCAAAAUUAUUUACACCCAACAACAGAUAAAAACGAAAGGGAUGAAAUAACAGACGUCCUAAUCACUCAGCUUCUCAAAGUAAAACUUCUGCUCCAGGGGGUCUCUGGUAAGAAAGAUGGUGACUCACUUAGAAUUAGAUUCUGGCCCCUCAAGCAAGGACAAUGCACACUUCAGUAUCAUCAAAGAUAUAUCCUGUGGAUUACCAUGCCUCGCCCAGAGAUGGAGUUAAGGCGUAUCUAUAGAGACAAUAAGUGACCACCCCUUUGUGUUCCAGACCAACAGCAAUCCAAAUGGAAACAUUUAGUUCUAUUUCCUCUUACGUACUUGCCACAGAAAUAAUAAUUGCAUCUACGAAUUUGUUAUUAUUUUUCCAUUCCUUAGAUAUGUCACACUCCUUACUUGUGACCCAAUAUAGCAGACAUCACAAUCCCUUCCCCUAUGGUUAUAAGUUAUGCCAAUCAUGUUUGGGUUUGUUUAGAAGAUGGCGCUUGUCACAUUCCAAAUAUAACAAAAAUUAGGCGUAAUUAUUAUUCUGUGGGUAAAUAUUAAUGUUUCUCUCAUUUGGAUAUGAUACUAGAUCACAAGGCUUGUUUUUUUCUUUUCUUGAAAGCUAAUGUUCAUUAACAUAUCAAAGAAAUCUUGGAGCUAGACUUCCAGGCCACUUAUGUGUAACUUCUCAAACGUUACAGAGCCUUUGAUUAAUCAAAGGAUCAAUCCAUAUGGUAAGCCAUCUAACCCAUUUCACAUUCCUAUGCCAUUUACAUUACCCCUUCUGUCAUUUGACCUCUGUGGAAUCCCAGCUUCAAAGAGGAAUUAAGGCUAUAAACUUUCUGACCUCAGGUCAUCUAUGCACUACACAAAUGACAUUAAAGGACACUAUUCAAUAGUGCAAUAAUGAAUUAUGCACCCUUGCCGUGACAUUUAUAUUUCUACCCUCAUCAUAAAAAGUAGGCAAAGAGUACGAAAGGCGCAAUCGAUGUUUGCUUCAAUUAUUUUUUCACAAAAAUAAGGGGAAGAGUAAACUAGUCAUUUGCAUUUCCACAAAAAUAUUCUCACCUUGUGUCAUUCUGUUACUUUAGAUAGCAACAUUAGAAAAAUGACCGCAAAUGUUUAACAAUAUCAGGCCAGUUUCAGUAAUAUAAUCAGAAUGGUAUUUCACUCACUUUGAGCUGCACAUUUACGAAAGGGCUGAUGGUGAAAGUUGUAUUGUUUAUGGUAGCAUAUAUGUGGUGUCACUUAUACUCUUACCACUGACAGAUACUUGAUGCUAUCGGUAUUGUUCAGGCUGUCGGUAUUGUUACCGCUGAAUUUGACAGAAAUUGUUAUUGAAAUGGCCAAGUGCAAAUUCUGUAAAUAGCCUAAGUUGUCUUCUUGCACAUGGUAUGUCGCAAAGGGGGUAAAGUGUAUAAUGCUGAAUAUUGGCCCUAGUAAGUCAGCGAAAAUUUGAAAAUUGAACUCUAUGUGUUUUUAAUUCGACCUUAGAAUGUCUAAAAAAUCUGGUAAAGGUCUACAUCAGGGUUUUGCAUUGGGUUUAACAUUCAGCAGAAGUAUAAAAAAGGUAUAGAAUCUCGAGUAAGCUUCACUCAUUAACGUUAAGAUAAAAAGGGAAUAAGAAAAAUAAUUCAUAGUCUUACGCUGUUUAUGUUUCUCAGAGUCCUUUCAUUUAGCAAGCUCAAUGAUACAUAUAUAUUUGAACACCUAUUAUAUAUUAUAAUUAUUAAAAAAAAAUUAUUUUAUUUAUUUUAGUAAUAAAAUCUCACAUAUAAAAAUUAGAAAUUCCAAAAAUUAUAUUGUAAAAGGAGCUGUCAAUUGAAUAUGGUAUUUUUUUUCCCUAUAAAAUGUCUCACUUACAAAGCUGUACCUUUUACAACAAGCCGGUUGUGCUGUGUGUACAACAACGUUCAACUUGACUCACAGUUAGUUUUACUAAGUUCUGUUUCUCCUGUGCCGCUUUUUGGGAUCACAGUUAGGAAACAAAAAUUGAAGGUAUGUUAUUUCCACUGCGUCUCUGUUGUGCUGUGUGUGGGGUUUUGCAUGCUUUUGGAAGCAUGAAAAAUGUUUACAAGUGUAAUGUAUGUGUACAUAUGUAUUGUAGGUUACGUUUGUCAUGGAACAAUUGUAAUGCUGUACAUAAAGGUGUUUAAUGACAACUUUUUUUAGACACAUAUAACAUGCAAUGUGCAAUUAUUCACACUUUAUGUGCAUACGAUUACACAGGAUGAUGGUUUCUAUCUUUGCACAUCUGUAUCUUACAAAUACAGGUACAAAAGUAAUUCAAUCAUCCUUUAAAUUUGUAAUAUUUUUCAUUCUUCUCUUGUAUCUCAUUGCCCUGGUAUAAUCAAAAGAUGCCAGUUAAAUGUAAUUUAUCAUACUUCUUAAAUGUGUGCCACACGUACUGCACAGACAGGGGCAGGUUUUGAUGCUUUACGCACAUGUGCAUGAAUGCAUUUACAAUUGUGUUGGAGAACUAAUAUGCAUGUUUACAUAGACUGUCUCCCUUUCAUCACUGACUUAUGUUUAUGUUGCAUUGAGAUAUAUGUUGACAAUAAAUAUUGCCUUUAUUAAUCUGUGUUUCUCUGCUUUCUGCCUCCUAGGGAAAUGGGAUUAAUAAUGCUCAGCCAAUAUCAAGGUCUCCAAGACUGACCAGGAAUGAAGAACCUGCUGCUCAGGCAGAAGCUAAUGUGAGCCCUGAUAUUCAUGGGCAAACUAAUGAAGCGACCAAAGCUGCCCAUCGAGCUGAUACUCCAGUUACCGAAAAUAAUACAAUGAACUUGUCAGCACCAUCGGAAGAUACAGAGCAUUAGGAAAUCUGUUAUCAUCCUGAAGAGAAUACACAGUUAUACACUGAAUUUUAAUGUUAUUCUAUUGAGAACCACAACUAAUUUAAAGCUGAACUGGUAGAAUGUUUAAGCCGUCAAUGUUUUGCUCUUCAGGCACCUGUGUUUUCUGUACUUUCUUCUAGCAGAGGCCUUGAAAUUCUGUGUUGUUAAGUAGGAGUAAUCUCAUACAGUUGCGAGCAGAAUAAGCCAUGUUCCUUACCAACUUGGCUUCCUUUAUUUGAUGUUCUGUGGAACUCACACAUUUCUUACUGAUCCAUAGAGUUGCCAGCUAAGAUCAUUCAAUCAGAUAUAUGGACUAAGUGUAAACACGUUUGGCUUCUCUACAUGUAGCUCAGUUUUGUACUAUUUCCAUAUAAUUAUGUUUCAGCGUUUGUUGCUAAAACAUUUCCAUGUUAGCUGGUAAAAAGCAGUUGUAAAGCAUUAAUACCAGCAGCCCGUACACCAUUACGGCUAAAAAAUACCAUGAUUUCCAUUUUCCUCACUGCAUUUACGCCUGCAAACUCCGCAUGUCCCUCACUGCUAGUGACCUCCUGUUAGCUAUUAAGCAAACUAGACAACAAGCAUGUAUUCUAAUAAAUUGCCAUAUUAACUCCUCUAUGACACUGGUUUGCUCAGUGUGCACUGUUCACUGUUUGAGCAAGCUGCCCUUUAGAAUUCAUUCUCUGAUGGCAAAUUCUAGUGAUUUCAAUAUUAAACUGCAAUUUGGAAAUAGCAGACUUACAGAUUUGCUAUUUUAGCUUAAUGUUUGCUAUUUUGUUUUUAGUUAAUUUGAAUUUGCUGUAUAUGUUAACUCUAAGUGAUUAAACCACUUAGAGUUAACAUAUACCUGACCAGCAACAUUUCAGUAAUGUAUGUGAAACUACACACACUGUGCUUGGAGAUAGGCUAUGGUUAUUCAAUGUACUUUAAUAUGAAAUGCAUGUUUUUUCUUUCCCUCUAGGGUGUGAUGGGAGUUUGCAGUCUUUUCCAAUUUAUACCAAGCUAAAGUGAGCUAGGUGACUUCAUCCUAGUUGAUAUUUUUACCGCCUAGCAUUGAAACAUGGUUUUACAUAAUCUCUCUCCUGAUAAUCUCUAUAGGAGGAGUUAAAGGUUACAACAGCUGCCAAUCCUCAGUCACUGACUAUUGAAUUUUGUAGAAAAAAGUCUUGACUCGAUAAUUUUAGCGACAGCCAUUUUAAAAAUUACUGGCUUCACAGUAACGGAUUGUGACAAGGGAAAAAAAAAGCUGCUGUAUUUGAUGCUCACUGCUUUAAAAUGUAGUUUAGGUCUUUGAAUCUAUCAGCCUUAAAACUGUAUCCUGUAUGGUAUGUUAUUGAAUACAGAAUGGUAAAUUGUGCAAAUUGGCAAAUGAAAGUUAAUAAUACUUCUCACAGGGUUAAGCCUUGUAAUAAGAACAGGGCCUGAUUUAUGCUAAAGCCGCUACUAUAAUUGCAACAUUCCCAUCCAACAUAAACUGUAAUGUGAUCAUACUGUUUAAUACUUUAAUCCCUUAAGGACACAUGACAUGUGUGACAUGUCAUGAUUCCCUUUUAUUCCAGAAGUUUGGUCCUUAAGGGGUUAAAGGGAUACCGUAUGCAUAAUAACCGUUACAGAACAUUAUAGUAGUUAUGCUGUUAGGACUUUAUGGGUGCAGUCACUAUGAUAUUUGGCAACUGUGGACAUGUGGUUUUUGUCACAUGUUGCAGGGUAGGCUAACUUUAGAACCUGCUUGUUGAGUAUCAUGGAAAAAAAAUAGUUUUCAUCUCACAGGACGUUUCUGCUAGCCUUACCAUGCAUCCUCCUUAAAAGAUAGACAUGACAUUUGGAGUAUUCAAAUUUCCUGGUAACUAAGCACCAAGUAGCAGUUAUUCAGCAUGGACGAAUAACCAGUCUGAAUUAUAUGUCAAUAUAGACUCCUAUUUCCAUAAUGUGCAUUUUUUUUGUAAAAUGCAAACAUAUGAAAUGAACCAUUUGGGAAAAGGAUUAUAGCUAUCAAAUGAAAGAUAUCCAACAAAUCUAUACAUUGAGCAACACUGCUGAAACAGAAAACACAAUUUCAUUGUACAUGAUGUGCCUUUUAGCGGCUCUGUCACUGUCUGCGGUUUUUGCAUAUUUCGCAAAGACCCUUGAUGGGGACUGCUUUGCUUGCUGCGGGAGAAGUUUAUUUUUACCUGAACCUGUCCCUCAUGGCAAAGAGUCCACGCAUGCGCGCGAGUUCAACAUUGAGAUCUAUGAAGGAUGUUGCCUGAGCCGCCACAGACAGUCUUUUUACCUACAGCUGUCAUUAGUGAUGGCUGGUGGAAAUAACUCACAGGGUUAUUCACUAAACUGGACUUGUUGGGAAUUCAAGGUGAAUAGCCAGUUCAGCUAUAUUUGCGUAAAGCAUUCUUCAAGUCAGUCGGGUUUUCAGUUUACCUAUUUCGACCUACAAUUUUAACUUUGAAUUUUCAGUGAAUUCCAGACAAUUCUCACUUUAGAGAAUUACCCCUACGAGAGUACAACAUUGAGGUCUAUGCAAUAUACCGCAAGAGCCUACACAGACAAAGCCCUUUUCCCUAUAGCGGUCAUUGGCUGGUUGAAAUGACAAAACUUGACAAAGGUAGCUCUGCCUUUUAUCAAGUUUUGUCAAGUGUAGGAAAUAUACUACGACAAAAUUGUCCUUGCUUUGUCUAUAUCUUUUGACUGUGUUGGAAUUUCUGUGAAAUGUCAACCCAGUCACUGUAUUUCAUAAAAAUGUUAUCGUUAUCUGAAAUACUCAUUUUGGAUUGGGGGCGUGAUUUUAAUCUCAGAUCAGGUGCUGCUCAAAGCUGAAAUUGUGGUCAUCCCAAUGGAUAGCGCAAUAGACAUUACCCAAGCAGCUCAACUUGGGUUAGCCUGAAUGUGCAAGCUUUUCCCUCUCCAGCCAUUUGCCUAAUCCACAAUUUACCAAGCACUUAUACCAAUGCAUGAUCUGAGUUCAAGCUGAAUCAUCCAAGUGAAUGAUGUCUUGCCACCUUAUUAAUCCUUGCCACAAAGUUGGGGAGCACAGAUUUUCAGAAUUAAAGGUAACAAUAGCCUGCACCCUCUGAACACAAAGGAAUCAGCAGAAUUUUGUCGACUGGAAAUGCACAUACAAUUUUGAAAUAAGCCAAUAGCAUAAUUUACCAAAACAUGAAUUAUGGGAAUUAAAAGUAAAUUGUAUAUUCGAAGCCUAACUAGCUGAUUAGGGAAAAAUAAUUCUCCAAAUAAACUGCAUUUUUAGUUUAGCUAGUAUGGCUAAAAAUGUUAAAUAUACUUUUAAUUCCCAGACAGUUCACGUUUUAGUAAAUAACACAGAGAGUAAUAAAUAUGAUAGCUUUAUUUUCUAACACAUUGCUUAUGAAUAAAACCACAAGCAAUUGUUUACAGUUAGGUUUUGUUUUGUAAGGAUUAUUAGAUUACAAUAGUUUAAUUUAUAAGUAUAUUGCUGCAGAUUUCUACCACCAUAGCCCCAUGUUCUAUAUGGGGAAUGAUGGUGUAUACUUGGUAAUGGUGUAUAUUUUGGAGGAUGUAUAUACAACGUGUAGUAAUACUAGAUGUUCUUUUAAUAGGGUGAUAGUCGUAUAGGGUUGAGUCUUUUCACGCAAGUUUUUUUAAUACACAUUUUUGUUUUUAAACUUACAGUGAAAAUAAUUUCGAAAAUAUUCUAGAUAUUUACAGCAAUAGUAAAUGUGUGGUUCACAAUGGCAAUGCCAAUGUUUGUGAACAACAUUUCCCAUGAUGCACAACCAGCCUUAGGUAGGCUGAACAUCACGGGAAGUUGACAAACAAAUGUUGAGCCAUUCCUGGCCUACGUUUGCUGUGAUUUGGGACCAAUGCGAGUAAUAUUAAUGUAAACCAUUGACUUAAACCUUAAGAGUAAAUUAGAGCCCAGAAUCAGAUGUAUGGAACUUGUGCCCAAGAAGUCAUAAAUAGACAGGUAGUUAACUCCUCACUACUGAUUCAUGCAUAAUCCACACAGGAAGAUAUUUCACAAAUACAAGUGCCGAUUUAUGAUAUUGGUUCAGUGUUUGUGACUGACUGAUUACACAUUCCCCAUACAUUAAAUGACACAUAUAUAUAUAUAUAUAAAUAUAUAGGCUUUUGAACUGAAUAAUGUAUUGCUGAUACAGCUAGUAGUUGUUGUUUUACUGGAUGUUAAGCUGCCUAGCCACGCUGUAACCAAGAGCUUAUUACACAUUACCACAAAGCACUAGAUUUAAAGGCUUCAACAGGAAGUACUAUGUAUCUUCUCUUUAUAGUCCAAUAGAUUAGUUAAAAAGUUAAUGUACGUUUAAAACCACAUAGAUGUUAAAAUGUUAAUUUAUGAUGUCUAUUGCACAGCUAUUUCAUCCACUGUGACAUGCCAUGAAAUAAUAUAAACCUUAACAGCUUACAUGGACUUGUUGGGAAUUCAAAGUAAAUUUCCAGUUCAACUUUGGACGAAAACAUUCUUCAAGUAAGUUGUGUUUUCAGUUUGCCUAUUUCGACCUACAAUUUUUACUUUAUUUCACUUUGAAUUUACUGUGCUUUCCAAAACAGAUCUCACUAUAGAGAAUGCAUGUACAGUGAUUCUUAAAGUGACUUUUAAAAUAGGCCAUAUCAUUAAGAAGCCCGCAGGGAAAAUGUGAGAAGGUAUGGGGGUGGGUCAAAGGUCAGCAGAUUUGAUUUCUUCAUAGUACUAAAUGUAUAGUCCUAAAUGUGUCUAAAGGUUUUCUAUACCAUUGGAAUCCCAUUUGCUUUUAAAUGGAUGGAGGUACUCAUUCGGCAGACCUGCAAUGCAUCAUGGGAUACACCUGCAAAACCUAAUCAUAAAAAUGCAAUAUACUUUGAUUUUGACAUUGGUUAGUAUGUGACGAUUAUAUUGUUCUUUCUACCCAGGGCAGACAUGAAUUGAUUUGUUUUAAAAGAUUUUUAUGUAGAAUUAUAUGCCAAAGCCAUUUGGUGCACACUGGAAGUGCUUUGUAUAGAGCUUAUUCACCUUGUGUAGUGUAUUGCAAACAAAUUGCAAUAUUUAGGCAAACAUUAACUACUUCAGCUCUACUCAAAGCUACUCUAUUUUACUCAAACUUUUUCAAUUACAUUUUCAGUUCGAUACAGUUAGAGUUUUAGGACAGUAAUGUCAAACUCUGGCCCAACAGAUGUUCAUGGCCUACCACCAGAAUUCUUUGAAUGCAUUAAAUGGCAAUUAUGGGAGUUUUAGUUCAGCAACAUAUGGGGACUAACGUUUUAGAUGCUUAGUUUAGUGAAUAAAUUAAAGGUUUGGACUACAGCUGGUGAAGGCAUUUAUGAAGGAAAACAUAUAUAAGACAUUGUAUGUGGUCAGAUUGUGAAUUAUAACUUGAGAAAAAGGAAGAAGCAUGCAACGAAACAUUAAAAACUUGCCUCUAAGAAAAUGCCUGGCAACUAUAAAAAACAAAACAUUAGUCAAACACCUCACAGUCCUAUUUUCUUUAAGGAAUUUUCCUUUAACAGAAUGGACUGCCAGUGGAGAUUUACCUACUGUGCAGUAUUAAGCCAAAACAAAUUUACUGUGCUUAAAGGGAUUCAAAGCCGUUUUCCUGGCACUAUAGGUUUCUAAGAUGUGAUGUCUGCCAUGGCUGGGUUGUCAUUUUAUGGUCUUCCAGAAACCCAAAAAUACAUUGCUCUCAAGUAUAUUUUAUUGUCUAUCUUUCAAUAGACAAUAAAAUUGGGUCAUGUCAUUAAGAUCAUACUUAAAGAUUUAGGUAACUAAUUUUCAGCUUAUUCUGAAAAAAAAAAAAACAAUAGAUAAUGUUUAUUCAUAAAGCAUUUAAUUUUAUUAUUUUUUUUGGAAGGUGGAAAAAAUACAAACAAUUAGUUAGAAUGUCUGUUCACACGCAGUGAGACCUGAGAUUGUUUAUAGAUUGUCACAGAAUGUACAUUAAAAGAUAAUUAGUGGAAUGGCAAAUUUAAACAAAUAUUAUCCAUGUUGAAUCCUAUCACUUUUGUUUGUUAAGAAAUAUGGUUCUGUUAUGUUAUUUUAUGCAAGAUAUUUACAGUAUCUCAUAAUGUAAAGAUCUAAUGACUUGAACAGGGAAAUUUAGCUCAAAAUAGAAUACUUGACAUGUAACCUUCUUCAUUAUGCAUCAAACAGAGCCUUUAACAAUGUCCAAUUUGCAUUGUAAAAAUGGUUACAAUGAAAACCUCAGAGAUUGAGUAAUGAGAUUAUAAUUAAUAGAAUUUGUUUGAAUAGACAUGCCUCAUGCCCUGGUUAAAGUUCUAUUUAAAUAUUGGUUUCACCUACAGAAAAAGAUCAGAUUCGCAGAAGUUCAAACUUACUAUAGUCAUAAGUCAUAUGACUGUAUUUGUUCUGUUGUUGCUCUCUCUUGCAUAGUGUAUGGAGGCUGCCAUUUUUAUUUUCAUUUGUUACGUUUUCUGGUCAGUGGCCAUGUAUUGAUUGUCUAGCUGUGGACUAGUUGGCAAAGCUGAAGCAAACAUUGAUUUAAUAUGUCAGUUAUUACCUCUUCAUGUCUUUGCAACUCUUUGCCAGCUUUCUUAGAAACAUAAGAUAUCUUACAAGGUUAUUCAUUAAGGUAAGAAUAAAAGGUGAAUUUCAAAUUUAAGGCCAAACUGGAAGCAAAAUUAGAACAGAAGUAGUGUAAAUGGGCAGUGAGAUCCAUCCACUCCAAGUAAUGAUAUAUUAAAUAACAGGAAAAUUCCAAAAGUCCUGUAUAAUAAGUGAGGUUAAAUUCUGGUGCAGGACCUUUCCCAAACAUAGACAAUACUUCAUAGACUAAAGUUACGGUCAGCACUCAGUGAUAAACCCCUGUAAUCCAUAGAAAAAAAAUAGAAUUAUAUGCAAAUAAAUGAGGAAAUGAAUAUGUUGCAAAAAAUCAUUUAUUGAUAAUUAGUACAAAAAAAACAAAAUAUGGCAGAAAAUGUAACAUUGCAGUCCUCAUACAUGAUGAAAAUCAAGGGAGGCAUAGUAUUCUGCAAACAGCAUGCAAUUAAUUGAAAUAUCAAUCAUACUCCAAGUAUCCAGGCAAAAAUGAAACAGAUUUGCAAAAAAUAGAAAUAUUGGAUAAGAUGAAAGUGUCGAAAUGAUAGCAAUAGCUGCUGCUGCCAGAUGAGAGAGACCACCCACACCGCUACCUAACAAAAGAGAUGAGGUGAAUGUGUUUCAAUCUCCCUUUCUCAACAUGUUAACAUACUCAACGUUUUGCCUGGAUUCUUGGAGUAUGAUUAAUAUUUCAAUUCAUUGCAUGCGGUUUGCAGAAUACCAUGCCUGCCUUGAUGUUGGACUGCCAUAUUUAUUUUUUUUGCACUAAUUAUCAAUAAAUGUGAAUUUUUGCAACAUAUUCAUUCCCUCAUUUAUUCUCAUAGCAAACUGGAAGUAUACCUGACACUCAGACUGUUUCCAGCUAUUUUUUACCUUGAAUUUGAAAUUUACUUUAAAUUCGUUUUGAAUUCUCACUUAAGUGAAUAACCCUGUAAGAGGGAUAAAAGGCAGAAUGUGCAGGUUCUAUACUUAUUACAUAGAUGUCUUAACAUACAUAAGUGGGCAUUCUAUUUAAGAUUGGUCCGUAUCAAGGCUCUGGAUGCAAAGGAAAAUAAUAUACAUGGUCUAUUUUCCAUUUUGGGGUUUCUCUUUUAAAUGCAAAAUGUGUGCACUGUAUUUUCACAUUGUGAGCUGAAGAUUUAAUAGUUGACAGCAACAAUUGCUCAUUGUUUUACAUUGGAUAUUGCAAGGACCUGAACACAGCUCUGUUCUUGGUACAUAUUUAUUAUGUUUGCACUGGGAGCACAAGAAAAACUUUAUUCUGUAAGUGCCUGUAAAAAUGUUCACAGUAUGGAACUCCUGAAUGUGCAAAUAAAGCAGUUCUAUUUGGUUAUAUGGCAA